Messenger RNA from Porites lobata, 46923 nucleotides. The record is from the annotation of a GenBank genome assembly. Lineage: Eukaryota; Metazoa; Cnidaria; Anthozoa; Scleractinia; Poritidae.
UUUGAAGAUGACAUGAUGAUUAUAAGCUCUGCUAAAGUUGAAAAUUUUGAGCCGUUUGGUAAAGCUUUCUGCUCGCAGCAUCCAUUUGCAGCAAGCCCUUGUGAAACCCAAGAUGGUUCGCGUUCCAAACAAGGCGCCGAAUCUACGAAUAAAACGGUAAGCUUGAUUUUUUGUUUUGUUUUGUUGUAAGUUUUAAUUUUGAGCAGCUUGACUAUUAGUCAUGCACGUAGAAUUCUCAUUGUAUUCUUCACAACAAGGGAGUAAGACUCAAUUCCGCCGUUCCUCUUUGACUUGAUGAUUCUUCACCCAUUCCAACUUUAAUAGUGGAAGAUGGAAAAGUUAUUUCGCGGUUCAGCUCCCCUGCUGAUCUUGGAUGGCAUGCAAAAGUCCUCAAAUUCCCCAUUACCUGCGGCCUGCUUAUCCCUCCAAUAACUAAAACUUCCUGCAAAUUCCCCAAUAUGCCCCGGGUGGGGUGGAGGGUAGGGGGGUGGGGUGGGUUGGCGGGCUAGGAGGUGUAAGGGUUAACAUUUACUGGUCCUUUUAGUUUAACAACCUUAAACUUUAUUGAUGGUGUCCUUUCUCCCAACUAAUGCUUUCUAACCAGCCAGCAUUGACCAAAUUUGGAAGGUGUUUGUUUUUUUUUAGUCUUGCUUGCGUAAGCAACAAGACUCAUAAUCUGCAAGCCUUUUUUUUCUUUGUAUUAAUUUAGUACACAAACUGACAGUUUUGUUCCUAGGCGUUUCUAGUGGAGACUGUGGAAACUGGGAAUAAGAAUUGUUGCAUGACCAAAGCCAGGCAUGUUUUGCAAAGAAAGCUUACGUUUAGAGCUUUUCCAGAACGGGUCAUAAAUUCUAUCGCUUGAAAGCGUAGAUUACUUUGGAACAAGUGAACACUUCUGUGGUCGAAAAAAAAAAGAAGAAUCUUAAUUAGCAAAAGACUAACUGGUCGUGAGCAUGGGGUUUAUUUCGCAAUGAUUGAAAUGACUUGCCAUGUAAAUUAAUUUUUUGAAGUCUGGCAGUGACGUAAUUUCUCUGAAGUCAAGGCCCUUGAACUUUCGUGUAUUAAAACAUGCGUAUAGCCUGCGACCGCAGACAUAUUUCCAGUCAUCGCUAACACGUGUACUAAAUAAAUUUGGAAACAAAUGAAAAGUAAAUAUUCAGAGGUGGGAAGUGAAAAACCUUUAGUGAGUAAAUCCUGUUUCAUGUUGAAUUAAUCGCCUCCUCAUUUCUUGAUCUACAUUUUGUGAUCUCCAAGAAGCAAGACUUAACACCGCUGUGAGAGCAUUUUUGUUUUCAACAUGAUUUCUGUAAAUCAUAUUGAUAUUAAAAGUUGAUACCAAAAAGUUUUGCAUAUUGUGGUGGUUGCUUCUUUGGCGGAGGACGAUGAAUUUUUUUAAUGUUGUUAUGAACCUUUGGGAGAAAGGACCAAGUUUAUUGUCAUGGUUUUGUUGCGAGGGAACUGCAGGACAUACAUGAACAGUACAGGCCAAAGUAAUUGCAGCAGUACAUGCAUGUUUCUUGCAUGCAAGUAAGCAAUAUUACAAGCAAAUUACACUAGAAAUACACAUGCGAAACAUGCUGGUAUAAAAGUAAACCAAAUAUAAAGUAUAAAGGCAUUUUUUCCAUUUGUCAGAACUGGCCAGCUGGACCAUUGCUGCUCAAGUCAGUUAGCAAAUGAAGUAGGUUUUUUGAAAAAUUAUCUGCUUCAUGCAUACUAGUUUAGGAUUUGACUGAUUUGGCUGGAUAGUUUUGAUCAAAAGUGAAAAUCUCAAUACAGUGUACGACAGAAAUGGUCUGGCUGGUCAGUUCUGACAAAUGGAAAGCACUCAGAGAUUCCACUGAAGUGAUUCAAUUCCAGCAAAGCUAUUUUAUGUUCGUAUUAUUGUGGCUAGGAUUGUAGGGCUUCAUUUAUUUUAAAUGAUGUGUAUCCUGUACAUGUACUGUUUUUGUGCUCAUUGCAUUCAUGUACAGUACUGUAUGUGAAGUUGACAGUGUUUGACUUGAUUACAUGUAUGAAGUACGAUAAGGUGUACAGUGCUAUGGCAGGGUAUUUUGUUGUUCCUGUUUGAUAUUUUUGUAUUAUUUUCUAGGGUUCCAAGUGGAAGUUACAAUCAGUAAAGGAAAAUCCAGAUUGCUAUGAAGAGGUACACUGUACUUGUGCAUGUAAUACUAUACAGAGCAUUUUUUAGAGUUAUGUAUUUUUUCAGGGGUUUUUUUGGCUUUUAUUUGUAAAGCAAAAUUUAUUCAGUUAAUCUUUUAAGCCUCCAUAUCCAAAUACAUGUACAAAUUUCUCCAGACUGACUUCCAUACUUGUCCUUAACAAAUCAGUUGAGAGAAUUUGUUAACAUAUCAAGGUACUUAAAGCCUUGUACUGGAUUCAAACCCUUGACCUAGCUGCGAUACCAUUGCAGUGCUCUACCAAUUAAGCUAACAAGCCAACUGGGAGCAGGUCGUUGAAUUGGUUCAUUAUAAACCCAUGAAAGGAUGAUGAUGAAAUUAUGAACAUCUGAAAAUCAUACAUGUGUACUGCAGAGUGAAGAAUUAUUUGACGGAAGAUCAUCGCAGUUAUAUACGCAACUUAUGCAGGUGCGUAUAUAACUGCGAUGAUCUUCCGUCAAAUAAUAUUGUUAAUUCAAAAAAAUAAUUCCACUUUCAAUUGAAAUUUGUCUUUCAAAAAAGUCUUUGCUUAAAUUAAACUCCCUUGUGUCUCAGUACCAUUGAAACUUUUGUUUUUGCCAUUGUUGAUUAAAGAGGCAUAUCCCUCUCUUGUACCACAUACAUAGAGUUACAGUGAACAUGUACUACUGGAUUUUUGCAAACAAAAUAAUGAAUUUUGAGGCUGUAUUCUUGCACUGCCUGUUGGCCCCAUGGUGCCUAACUUUUACCCCUGGGUAAUAGAGUUCUAAAGUGAUGAUGUCAUAAAGAUUAAAUUUCUGAAUUUAUGGCAUUUGUCAGGAUAUUCUGAAAGAACAUAAUCCUAUAAUUUCAGAAAUUGAAAUUGUUAUGAUGUCUCACUUUAGUAAUCUAUCAGAAAGUUUUAGUCAUAGAAAUCAUAGUUAUGCAGGGCACCGUGGAUUUCACAGACUCAAGCUCAGAGCACUUCCUUGAAAAAACAAACAAACAAAAACAAAAUUCUACAAUUUUUUACUUGGGACAAGUGCAUGUUCACCAAAUCUUGUUCACUCUUUACAUGCAGUUAUUUGUGCAAAACAACACUGUUGUGUGGAGUUGUGGCAAAUCUCAGAAAGUGAGGACAAUUCAAAAAUGUUACACUGCCAAGAAACCAGUAAUGGAUUGCUUGUGGUGCACCUUUGAUCUUUCUGAUUGUUCCAAUCCAGCAAAGGAAAAUAUCGAUACUGGUAACGUUAGAGUUAUUUGUUUGAUAAUUAAAAUACAGCUGUGAUAACCUGCUGAUAAGAACUUGCCUUUUCCUACUAAGUUAAUUAGCCAAAACAGGUCCUUACCAUGUACAUAAAUGGUAAUUAAAACAAAUUUAGACUGUUUAGGUUCUUAGGUAGUUUUUUUUAUUUUCUGAAGGAAAAAGUACAUUGUAGCUAAGUAAUCAAGUAUUUAGUGGUAGUUCUUUCCUUACAUGUACAUAAAGUCUGCAUACUAAAUUAGCUUCGCAGUUGGAGUGAUAAGGCACCUACAGGUCUUGGAAGAGGAUCCUGAAUGUUAACUUAUCAUCUUUGACCAAGUGUACAGAAUUUUUUUAUUGAUUUUAGAAGAAAAAAGAACCUGUUUCAAAUUUUAGGCUAAAGAGAGAGCAUAUUUUCUAGGCACAGUGCAAUUUUCCUUGUUCUUUUGGAAUAAAUUAAUGCACAUUUCCUCUCCUUCAUACUUUCUCUUUUGUACUAAAUUAUAGAUUAAAUUUAAAGGAGCAUAAUAAUACAUGCACUCUAGCACACCGUACCGGGAAAAUUUGAGCUGUGCAAAGUUAUUACUUACCUAUUUAUUAAUUUAUUAUUAAAGGUUUUUUGUUUCACAGUAGGUGAUGCAUCACAAAGCCUAUGUGUUGUUCAAGAAGACUGCAUUGAUGUGUUGACAAAAGAUGGUGCAUUGUUUACUAUCACCCUACCGUUCCCAGUGAGUUCACUCUGAUUAAUGUUUGACAGGUGUUUGUUUACUUUUCUGCAUUAUCAAUGCAAAGCUUUGCUUUUCAAACACAUUUCCUUGACUUAGUUGAUCAAAAAGAACCCCAGGAAAAAAUUGUACAAUACAGUCAUGUACCCAAGCCCAGGUUUGUGUGUACUGCAUGUAUGCCACUGUUUUAGAAAACCAUUGAUUAUAGAACCUUAAAACUGAGUCAAGAAGAAGAAGACUACAUAGACGACAGUGGUGUUAGUUAAUCAUUACGUGUAUGUCUCUCAUGCAGCAUGUCUGUUUCUAAAAUUUUAGGCAGAGGUCAAUUUAAUAAGACUUUUGGCGGUACGGUGUAAUUUACAAGUGUAGCUAUUGUUCUUAGACUCUAAAACAAUGGCUACACUAACCUUGUAAAUUACAUGUGUAAAAGUUUUAUUAACCCAUUCGCUCCUGGAGAUUUUGCCGAAAAACGCGUUUUGAAGCUAGUCGAGUGGUUUUCUGGUCACUGUCGUGCUAUAAAGAGCUUAAACUUACCACAAACUGGUUUACAGGUCGAACACUUCGUGGCCUUCUGAUCCAGAUGCAAAAUAUCAGCUGGAGAAGUUUGGGCAUGCGCAGAAAGCAAAAUUUCGACAUAGUUUUUGGGUUUAAAAGUGACACAGCAGUCUUGACUUUUACUUUUCGCUUUCUCUCCUUCCUUCUUUUUUCGCUUUUCUUGCCUCAUUUUUUUUUUCUCUUGCUGGGCAUUUAGUAGGCUUCAUUUUGGUGGGAAGAGUUUUUAGGAAAGCUUUUAGGAUCUUAGGAUUAGGUGAAAGGAAAGGUAGGUGGGUAAUGGAACAAGAUUUUCAUGGAGAUUUUCAGGUCAAUGUCACGUGGUUUUUUGCUUGUUUCUCCGGUGUCCUUGACUGAAUUGUGCUCAUUCUGGUAUGGUUUGAAAGAUCUCUUCACUCUGCAGAAGUUAACGAAGAAAGUUGUCCUUGACUGUUAAAACUGAUGACGUCACAAUGGGUAGAAAGGACCUGGAUCCGUUAAAUUGUCCCCUGACCAGGUUAAUUUCACUGCUGUGUAGACUGUUUUCACUUAGAAAAGUCCAGCACAUUGGUGUCCCAAAAUAGUGAAAUUGUGGCCAUAUUGUUGUCUCAAGCAAGUCCUGUGGAAGUUGAACUUUUUCCUGUUUUUUUUUUUUUUACCGGUACUUUCUUUUGUUCUAUUUAAUAUUAAUUUGCUUAGCUGUUAACAGUGUGAGAAAAGGCUUUAUAAUAAUGCAUGGUCAUGGCCUUAAGUGGUGUUGCCACACAGUGUAAGUAAAAUGAAUAUAAUUAUGGUUGUUGUAAGUUGUACAAUGCAGUCGGUCAGCUAAACUUCUCUCUUUUCAACAUUUUAGGUAUCACAAGUAGUUUCGUUGCAAAAAGGUUUGUUACUUGAAAGAGCAACAACACCUGGAGAAGUUACAGGACAGAAAAGGUAGGUUGUCCUACAGUAUCUCAUUUUACGUAUCAUCACGAAAAGUGUUUCCCUACUGCUCUAUUAACUACCACUCAGUUAGCUCAAUUCAAUAUGGGCCAGUCUGCCAAGUUGGAGGUCACUGGUUCAAAUUCCAACUGGACCUUAAGUAUCUGAGAAUAAAGUGCUGCCUUCGUAAAGACUGCAUAUGGUUAGAGUUUUCAGUCUUCUCAGAUAAGUACAUGUAUAAUAUACUCUACGCCCCAUCUCACAACUCAAAAUCAAUUAUAGUAAACUCUGCGGGAUGUUACAGAACCAACGUUCUGUUCAUAGAGAGUACUAUACAGUAGGGGACUUAGUUGCCAGUGUGGUGGUUUAUCUCUUAUGGGGGGAAGGACAGUCAUUGGUGCUAUAUGCUAUUGUGUUGACCCUACCAAGAAUAUUGGUGAACCUAACUUAAUUAAUGGUAUGCUAAUAAUAACUAAUGCCUGUAUGUAACUACAAUUAUUCACGUCAGGGAUGUUCCCACAAUAUUCAGUGUCAUGCAUCCUUUGGAUGAACCAAGGCCAGUCACAUGUAAAGUUCAAGGCAAAGUAUGCUACAUUUGUGACCCAGCUGUAAGUGUGGUGUUUACAUGCAGUGAUCCUGCAUUGGUCAUGACUUACGAUUCAGUCAUUGGCUUGCAUUCUGUAUGGGAAGUAACCAAAGCCAAACCUGAGGUAAGCUUUCUCAAUAGAAGUUUGAUUUCAAGAAUCAAUGUUUCUCUUAACAGGGCUGUUAAGAGCCGGGAGCCAGGGAUUUCCCCAGUUAUUAUGAACGUGGCCCCCGCCUACUUGCAUAGGAAAAUGGAAGAAAAAAUGGAACCAAAAGAAAUCCCUAGCCGUUUGAUUUCCUGCCUACAAUGUACUUGUCGUAUUUUUCCAGCAACUUGAGACCUUAGUGACAUCCCUGUCUUAACAUACAUGUACCAAGGUUUUGAAUCUUUGCAUAAAAAGACCCUCCCACACAGGGCUGUGCUCUAGCAGAGCACAAUGGCCCCUGGUGUCUAACUUUUGCUUUUGGGUGACUAGAAAAUCUUACUUUUUCAAACAAACCAUAUGCUUGGCAUUGUACAUUUGACACUUUCAAAGCACUGGGCUCCCUUACUUACAGCAGAGCCUUGUUUCCACAGUUUCUCAACUUUUGACAUGUCAAGGACCUGAACUAGGUAAAAACUCUGGAAAGAGUGCUGCAAAAUAAGUAAAAUUGCCAAGUUUCAAAAUUAUACGCCUUGAGCAAGCAAAGAUGUAGCUCCACAAAGUUGUGAAAAUUUACAGACACUUGUACAGUUUUGUACAAAACUUUACAGAGUUUACAGUAGAGUUUUGUUCUCCUCCCUGCCAUUCAAAUGUAUACAAAAAUUUCCUGGCUUUGAUCGAGGAGCUAUAUCUUUAUUAGUUUCCACUUUCACUUUUACUUUUAAAUUUGGCAAUUGUGUCCUUUGCAGAGGAGUUGACGGAUUUUCCCGAACUAAGUAUCUAGUCCAAGUCAAAAGUUGAAGUAAACCAUUCAAAGUUUUAUUAGUGUCAGGAAAAUGGUGCCUGCCCUUUGGAUGGUCAAAAGAAUUAUUAUUGGGGAAUUAGAGAGGUUUCUGUUAAAAUUACAUACAUGUAAUUGUGUGUGUAAAAAUUUGUUGACUGUAAACCUUCUUUUCUUUUGUUUGAUAGGAUUGUCCAGCAUCUCCAACACACUCAGACCAUCCCCCAGAGUUACCAUUCAGUAACAUUCUUCACCUUCCAAUGUCAGUGCUUAGUGCUGGCGCCCAUUCACGUCUGUCUGUCUCAACUCCUACCCAGUCCUUCUCUCCUUUCAGACCCUACACACCCACUUCUGCCAUCAGGGCUCAUGUGCAAUCUCCAACUCCAAUUCGUUUAAUGUCACCUUUGCUGAGUCACAUGUCUCACAACAGGACAAUGAUUUUGUCUCCUGCCAUUGGUUAGUGAGAAAAGGUUUUGUAUUAUUGUAUACACUCAACAAGUUUUAUUACAGCAUGAAGCACUGUCCUAGCCAACAAAACUAUACUUUCGAACAGAUGCGAGCUCCUAUGUCAUAGAUUUAUGGCUGAGAUGACAGACACCUGUGAUCACCCAUUAUCGUGCUUGGCGUCCACUACUGUGCAAAGAACUAAUCCUUGUAACCUUAGACCUGGCUCUUCUCGACCCUUCAAUAAGUUUAUAAUAACUAAGAGAUCAGACAACUUUUUUGCUUUUAAAUAUUCAUCAUUUAAGUACAGUGACGUGUAUCCGUCAUGAUUAUCAUUUUAAGUUGUUUUUUUAAAUAGUGUAAUUAAUAGAAAUACAUACAUUACAUACAUUGAUUCAGCAGAUUCUCCAUUGGGAAUUAGCCUCAGAUCUCCUCUUCUUGUUCGUUCUCCUCCAACAUCAUGUUCCGCAAGCAGAGAAGAAUCAUCUUGGGAUAGCUUUCAGCCACUGUUACCAGAAGUGUGCCUUAGUCAGAUUUGGCAAGAAACACAAAUUGCUGUCAGGUACACUAAAUUACUAAUAGCAGGCUGAACGGUUUCACUAUGAGAACUUGUACUCUGACUUGUUGUACUCUUUCAAACUUCUAAGUACCAACAUUGUACAUGUAUUUACACUGUGAAAUCCUACAAUAUUUCUAAAACUUACAUGUACAAGCCAUCAGGUUUUUUUUUUGUCCACUCUCCCCACCUUUCAUAGGUAAGAUAGUGGGCACUCAAGUGGAGGCAGGUUAGAAAGGGCAUCCACUAUUUAGGUUGUUGUUGUAUCAUACGUACCUUAAGCUAGUUCUAACAAAAACUAAAAGAGCCAUGCAAAACAACAACUGGGUACAGCCAUUUUGUCAAAAGGCAAGAGACAUUUCAGUCCUAUCGACCAAAAUGACCAGACCGGUCAAAGGGGACCACCUUCAAAGCUAGUCACGAAUAUUCAGGUCAGACCAAACUGAAAUGACGUACAUUGUACCAACCAAAAUUUAUGGAAUUUUGGGUUGAAUGGAAAGUGGCCAAAACCUGCAAUGGUUUUAGUACAGUAUAUCAGUCACUAUCCCUUUAGAAGUUUCUUUUCUUAGUUAUUGCUCUUUUAUUAGACAUGGUACAAAGGGAAGAGCUUCAAAAGCAUUUAUUACACAAGACAAGGCUGGUACUUCGUUUCUUUGCUAUCUGCUUGGACAGUUAAAUAAACUGAGGUAAGACUUUAAACCUGUCAUUUCCAUGUGUAUGAAAUGAAGCAGGGUCUGAAAUUAACUUUUUUAUUCAGAUGAAGUUUUCAGUCGCCAGAUGGAAAAUUCUAGUCCCCAGCAAGUGCCCAUGAAAGUUUUGCUUAACAGGCAAACAUGCUUAAAACAUUAUCUUAAAUACUCUUGAAGUUAGAACAAAUGCAAACGUAAGGCUGCCAUGUACAAAAAGGCAUUAUAUUGUGUAGCCCAGACGCCUUAGUUGAAAACGACUUUUCGUUAAAUAGAUAGAUAGCCCUCUUAGUUUGAAGACUGAAAGUUCUGUAUUCCCAAUACUUACAUGCCAUGAAGCUAAGCGCCGUGUUGCUCUUACCAGAUCACUUUGGAACAAAAUUGCUCAUACCAGUCCUUUGCCUGUAAACAGUCAAUGCUUUUUGUAUUUUCUCACCUUGAAUUAUUUUCCUACCCUGAUUUGUUUUUUAUUGAGAUUAAAAACUUUGACAAGACAAGAGGUAAGUUUCUUCUGGAAAUCAAACAUGAUAUUUUCCCAUUUAAAACAAAAUUAAUUAUUAAUUUUUCCUUGAGUGCCUUGGUUCAAAACAUUGACAAGGCACUGAAAAUUGAAAUUCUGGUCAGGAUGGGAAUGCUUAGAAUAUGCCUGUCACGCAGGGAAAAUCUAAACCACUAAAAACCGCAGUGUUCUCCUUACCAUGCGGUAACUGGUAAAAUUUACCAUGUACCUGAGGCAACACCUCUUACCACCUGCAACUGCUUGAAGGUGUAUUACUACUGAGGGUUUUAUUUCUUUUUUUGUUAAAUUCCUCUUUCAGAGGGGUAGAGAUUACCCAUGAGGGGGAAUCCAUACAAUUGGUUAAUCCAUUUGAGAUCACUGCUAAAGAUGCUGUACCAAUGGAGGUAAGACUUUGUAGCCUAUAAUCCUUGAUAGCCCCAGUUGUUCAAACGUCCAGAUAGCACUAUCCACUGGAUAAAUCACUAUCCAGCAGGUACUUAAUAGGGAAACCAAUUGCGUUAUCCACUGGCUAGAUAGUGCUGGAUGGAUAGCACUAUCCAACGUUUGAACAACCAGGGCCUGUUGUUUUAUAUCGGUCUGUCUUCUACAGUAAAAACUCGUGACUAAGAACCUGACUAAGAAUUUUCCCAAGUUACUGGUAGCCUAAAUAAAACAGGUUCUUACAUAAUGGAAAUUAGCACAAAUUUGGGCUAUUUAGAUUCUUAAAUAGGUUCUCAUUAUCUGAAGAAAAAACAUAUGUAUUGUAGCUUAAGAGAAUUUAGUGGUAUUCAGCUUACUGCGUAAAAAUUUGCACACUUAAUAAGUUUAAUACUGCAGUUAGAGUGUAAGGCACAGGUCUAUGUUUCCAAAGAGGAUCCUUUAUUGUCUUCUCUUAUCUUAUUGUAUUUUCCCAAGUGUACGGAAUUUUUCUCUAUAAUUAAUUUUAAGAAAAUGAGAACCAGUUUCAAAUUUAAGGCUAAACAGGUUCUUGUAUAGAGGGUGCUUAACUGGCAAAUUUUAGCCUAAUAGGUUCUUAAAAACCAGGUUCUUAAUCAUGGGUUUUAACUGUAUUAAUACUGUUUUUAUCAUAGAGGUUAAACAUGAUGCUUGUUCUUGAGCCUAAUGGAACCCUGGUUAUGUAUUGUGGAAUGGUCAAGGUAUGUUUUGCAGGCAGUAGUUUUUGCUGGAUUCCUCAACACCUUUGUACAAUAUUUUUAAUCCCAAAUCCCAAUACAUGGCCUGUUUUCCAAGAUCUUUCUUUUUUUUUCAAAUCAAGAUCUAGGCAGGCAGGCCAGCCUUCCGAUAGAAUUAAAAUGCCUUGCCUUUAGAUCAUUUCAAAGUUAAGGGGUUUAUAAAGUUUAAAGGCUAUACAUUUACUUCUAUCUAAUGAGAAGUUAAAGGAACAUUUCAUUACCAAAAACAUGAAACAAAAGAACUCUUAAAUUUGAGUUGGUCACAACUCAGUUUGCAGCUUUGAACCCAAGACUACUCAACCGCAUUUCCUUAACAUAUGAAAUAGGGUCUCAGAAAGAAGGCUUUAUUUUGAUUGUAGCAGUAAUCACCUUUAGCUACAAACUUCUGGUUCAUCUUAAAACUAUACGGUCAACUAUCUCUUAACAGACACCUUAGUUCACAUAAAGACAGACGCCUCUGUAAAAUGGACACUUUAAGAGUUGGUUCCUGCCUUUCUUUACUCCCUUUAUUUGACUCUCUGUAAGAUGGAGAUCUCUCUAAUACGGACACUUAGUACCGGUCCCAAAGGUGUCCAUCUUAGAGAAAGUUGACUGUAUCUCAUACUGUCUUUCUGUUGUUUCAGGGCUUCCAGGUGCAUUUACCAUUCUUUCCUGUCCUAAGGGCAGGAGAAUUAUCACAGGUUCACACCCAAGAAAAGGUUAAUAGCCUGACUUAUUUUCUGUUGCUUUCAGUCAUUAACGUGUGGCUUUAAAACUUCAUAGAAUUAGCUACAUGUAAUCCUUGUAGAACCUUCUUCUAAGAGGUUAUUUCCUUUCUCCUUUGAUAGACUUUGGCCUUCUCUCCCAUGGAAGUACAAAGAAGUGAUGUGGAGACAACAGGUAACCCACCAAAAAAUGUAGAAUGAAAACAUGGGGAAAAUGAUUAAAAACAGCAAUGUUUAAAAAUUCAUUGUUAUCAGAUGGUUUUUUCCGAAAAUAGGGGAAUUUAUAUAUCUACUGUCUUAUUUCUUGUAGAUGUGGGAGCUCCAGUGAUGUUACAGGAGCUCCAGGUCUCAUCUUUGAGAGAUGCAGUAUCCUCCACCUGCAAUUUGGUGAGUUGGUUGUACGUGUUCAAAAAUUUUGAUUUUGUGGGUUUUAGCUGUUAUGGUGGUUCCAGUUUACUCAUUCUUUUAAAAACUUGUUCUGUAAAUGGUUAAUAGACAGUGUCCAUGUUCCUGCUUUAACAACAUUCUUUUCAAUUUAUUGAAUGGCCUUUUUUAGAAUUUAUUGUUACAAUUAUAACUUUUUGUCCCGUCCGAAUGAAUGAAAUAGUGACAAACAGAGUGUUUAUGUAUGAGGCCACGUCUGCCAUUUUGGGCAUUAUGAUGUCCCAAAACAAUGAAACAGUUGGUGCCCCAAAGCAAUCUUGUAGGGGCUGAAGCAUUCUUUUUUUUAAAGCUUCUUUUGUUCCGAGAAAUUUGCAUAGGUGCUGACCACAUGAGCGAAAACAAUCUAUAGUUGUGUGCGUUUGCUUCCAUUAGGAAUUAAAGGAUGGGUCAUUGUACAGGAUGAGUUUGCCUCUCUUGUCGCAAAAUUCAGCAGGUGAGUUAAACAACUUUUGUAACAAUGGCCAGCCAAUGUACAGCUAGUUACAGUAGAGAAUCAUUGGAAUCCAAUUCAUAUCAAAUUGUUGUAGGGUACAAAACCGAUGUUUUGCCGAACUGUCUGAGCUAAGUAAAAGACGCUUAGUCUCUUCUACUAAAUUGCAAUGAAAUGCUAUUAUACAUGUACAUGUAGUUUGUUCCUUGUGCGAGAUGCGGUGCAGGGUUAACACAACACCCAGGCUUCAAUGUUGAUUCUAAAAGAUUGUCCAGAGUAGCCACCCACAGGGUAUGCAAAAGAAUUAUUAGAGAAUAGUUUUUUGACCAGCCAAACUAUGUAGAUAGUGAAGGUAUAGCUGAGCGCCCAUAAUGCCUGUUGAGUUUUGAGACUUUUGAGUUUGGAUCCUAAUUCUACCUAACUGCCUUUAUUGGUGCUGUUAGUGGUAAUUUAGCCUCUGCAGUGUGUAUGUUUGUACUUGAGUGGAUGUUAAUUAAUUUUAUCAAUAUCAUUUCGUUUAUUUGACUAUGUACUCAAGUCCUGGCUUGUUUGGAAGCUUUGAAGUGUGUUAUUCCAGCUUCACUGGUAGUGCAGACCCACAUUACUUGCUACAUCUCCUCUCAAGGUCCACAUUCUCUAGCCAGCGGAGGGGAGUGGGUGCAGUUCACUCAAUGUCUCCUGGACUUAAUGGGAUUUCCCAAGGAUAAAUCAGCAAAGGUAACAUGUGUGGCUGGAAAAUUAAAAAUCCCAUUUUAUGUGCAGAAGUCAAAGAGAAAAAAACGUUUGUCAGGGAUAUAAUUAUGGCUACUUUGAGGGUAGAUAAGGAACAUUUUCAAAAAAGAAAGAAUCAGAGAAACGGAUGUCUACAGAGAAAUUUGUUGUUGGAAAAAAGCAAAAGUUUGUAAGUGCACUGUCUUUAAUAGGGAAUUUUAAAGGAGAAUGUUUCUCAGUUCAGGUGAUCAUGUCGUUGGCUUGUGGAGCAAACACACCUUCCUACUUACGAACUUAGUAAGAAGGGUUGAUGAAUGCAAUCCCCAGUUUGUGGCUGGGCGUGUCAUUGAUCUCAAAGUUUCAUGUUAAAAGCCCAUUCUGACAUAAACAGUCAAUUUACAAAUCACCAGUUCUUUCCCAUCACCAGUACUUUUCCAGCAUAGUAGCAAACAGACUCUACUUCCACUGGAUUUUAAAAUGGGAACCAUUUUAUUUUGUGUACUAAACGCUUACUGUGACAUUUUUUCCUUGUUUAUGCAAAUAAGUCCAGAAAAUUGCCUAAUUUAUUUAAAAAAAGACAAGUACAAAAAGCAAUUUCGUGUAGUUAAGCAUGACGAUUUAGGUUGCAAUUGAGAAUUCAUCGACAACCAAAACCUUAUCUGUGCGAUUGUGCUAAGUUUGGAGAUAAACUAAACAGAGUUGAAUACUUAUACGCACUGUUCCUGACCGGAUUGUUUCCAUCCUUUGCAGUGUGACUCACCAGGUUUACCUGCUGCCAAGAAAUCGAAAACACAGGCUGAAGAUAGUGGUAAUAGUAAGGUAAUGCAUAGAAUGAUGUGUGGAGAGAAGAACUCAAAUAGAAUUUCUGAGCUCCAGAUGGGAAUCGAACCCACGACCUUCCAGACACUAGUCGGAGCCACUGAGGUACUGACAACUCUUGUUAUGAGCAGGUUAUUUGUGGGCGGAAAUAACGAACUUAUCGUGCAGUCACAUUAGGGACUUAAAGAUCCGACGACGCGACGGCAAUGUUAACUUAAAAGAACAAUAGGUUUAAUAAGCAAAACAAUAACUUUGCAAGUGCAUCACACUUUUUUGUACAUUUCUUUGCCGUCACUGCUCGACUGAGACGUGAAAAUGCCUAAUUUAACGUCUUAUGGAGAACGUAAACAAGAGACGACGAAAUGUUAUUUCUCUUUCCGAACCUGGACAUUGUAGGUUACUAGAAAUUCAACUCCAGGAGGGUUUGCCUUCAUUUGAUGAAGUAAGUGGGUAGGAAUAAUCGCGAUGAAAACAAAAAGAACGCAAUUCACUUUUUAAGCGACGUGUUCGCUGCCGUCCCGUUUUCUGAUCUUCAAGUCCCCAUUAUGUCAAAUGAAGCACGAAUUAAUUGCAUUGCGUAAAAAAAGGGGAAAGAAUCGCACCAACCAUAGGACAUGCACUCUGCCCAAAAUUAACUUGGCUUUUGUAAACUAAAAGUUACAAUUCACUUUUCUUGCUUAAAGCUGCAAAGACCAGCCUAAAAAUAAGCCUAAAAUUGGUCCAUAUCUGACAAAAACUUAACUGUGGUCAGACAUGGUGUCCUCUGACAUAGUUUAUACGUAAGGCUAUCGUUUUGCAGAUGAAUAAAUCUAAAUGGAGCUUAUGUGAAUUUUCUCACCAUCUAAAUACAUUACAUAAGAUGCUAUAUGGCAGUAGUCAGGCAGUAAUCAACCUGGUUGUGAAUUCCACGUCUUUCACGUACAGUUUUCGUUUAAGACGCAAUAUGCCUCCUUGGUCGAAUCCGACCACAUUUUUGCUUUGUCUGGCCAAAUCCAAAGAGGAAUAUUAUCUGUAGCUUUGGCAGAGGUUGUUCUAUUGCCAAGUCCAAAAUGCUAAGUGAGCUAAGGGUGGCCUCUCCUGAUUUUACAUUACUUGCAAACAGUGCUAACAUUUACUGUCCGCAGUGAUCUCAAGCCAGAUUGACUCUAAAAAGCAUAUUGAGAACCCAUAUUUACUUCCAAGGUGAAGUUGUGCGGACCUUUUCAUUGUUCUUCCAGAAUUUCCAUUUUCUCCAUGUAAAUGUAAAGUACCCUUUGGGUACACUAUUGAGUUGACUGUGAUUGACAUGUAUGUGUAACAUGAAAUGCCUGUUUGUAUUUAUUAAAGGCGUGGGAGUUGUUAAUGACGACUGCGCUUCACGAGAACUUCACAAGACAGGAAAUUGGUUUACAGCCCGUUAAUGUGAAUAAGUCAUUCAAAGAAGAAAGAAUAUCACUUGAAACACAGUAAGUGACAGAAGAAGAAAAGUUGCCUUUGUCGAACUUUGCUUCGCAUCAAAGGUAGUGUCAGAGUAGAUAACUUGGACUGAAAUAGAUAUUGCUACAACUGCCUGGCAAUAGUAGUCAAAUAAAUGUGUUAACGAGAGUCUGAUGUUUCGCACAUCAUUGGUACAAUAACCUUGACACCCUUUAAAGUGGAAUCAAGCGGUAUGCUUUUUGAAAGGAGACCAAGACGGACAAGUUAAAACAUCGUAAUAACAGCCGAGUCUUAAAGUGUCAGUUUACAAUCUUGUUCUUAAAAACUUAAAAGCUAAAACCACAUUGGCAGCUCUGUAGGCUACACAUGGUGUUGUGUUUAUGACAAUGACGUAAAUGCAUCCACAUUUUAAUCUGUUUACCUCCAAGUCGCCAAAUCAGUUCAGUGAGAGCCAUGAAACGCAAACCAUUAACAUAUCAAUCCAUACCCGUAAGGGACUCAUUCAUAAACGUAGACAUGAAAGAAGAAGUAAAUGUCAUAUAAGUGUUAUUGUCUUUUUGCUUACCAGGAUUAAUAAAGAUGCUCUUUUGUAUCGAUAUAUUCCAUCCAUUUUGUUUGCCUGGCACCUGGUUUAUGAGGUAUUUAAACUCUUUUAUAUGUACCCACCAAGAUGCAACUGUGGUUAUACCUAAAGCUUGAUAUUCAUGCUAUGGACUUUUUAAAGAAAAGUGCGAUCAGAAACAGUUAUGCAUCGUCUCGCUUGAAGUAAUUGAAGAUCACGUUUAAACAAAUUUGUGAUCUGAUCUGUUUUACAUUUCAGGACCUUAAGCUAGAUAUACUAUGGAAAGAUUCACUUUAUCCCUUAGCUCGCUUCCUGUGCAGUCUUGCAGUGUAAGUCUUCGUUUUGUAAAAGAUGCAACGAACCAGCUGUCAUGACAUUGAAUCUAACUUUUGCUUCAUGAUGUUUUGUACUAAAUAAAGUCUUUGAUAAACUUGGAUUGGGGUGGUUGGUGAUGCCUGCUAAUACGCCUUAUUCGAAAAUGGCGCAAUAGUAGUUUUCUUUUAUAUUUAUGUUUGUUAGCCCUCUUUACCCAAUUGCAUCUACAGAAUUGAAAAGGAGAUGUUACUUUGAAACGAGGUAUCGAGGUCUAUUAAUCGUAACGAAAAAAGAACAGCAGAAAUUGAAACCUUUCAGGAUCAAGUUACACAAAACGUUCAAAAUUUAAAUAUCAUUACGAUGGAACAUGUCGCUAUCGUUUGCUUAACUCGGGUGGUUACUAACCACAUGUUGAUUUUACAGAAACAUGAGAAAAAAGUGUGAGACUUUCUCCUGCUUGUGCUUCCUUAAUAUUAGUUCCGCUGAGAAUAGGUUUAGCGCUGGUCGCACAAAAAGAAAGAUUAAUUAAAAGUUUCCUUCUUUGUUUUAUGUUUUAGUGACCUUGGCUGGCAUUUGUAUGUUGAGUACUACCACCGAGAUUUUCCUGCCCUCUUUGAUGGUUCCUGGGACGUUCCUUCUCCAAUGACAAAAGGUGAACUUAGUUGGUAGUUACCUUUAGGCCCUUGCUGGGGGUAAGGGGUGGGGAGGGCACUCUCUUAUCUGGCCAAACCAGAUAUCGUAUGGUUCUCAGGGUACUGAUUCUUAAUGAGGGCAUAUAAUUGCAAUUCUAGCCCCGUUUUUGACUUUAUGGACCCGACGCCAUAAACAAGGUGUACAUGAAUGUUCUUUCAGCAGAGAGAAGUACUUGAUUCUGUAUUCGAAAUGAAAUGAAUAAGAUUCACGGAACAGGAUAGCAAAAUGAACGUAUUUGCGUUAAAGACAUUGAUGCUUUAAAGGCUUGGUGGCACACUCUCACCCACACUUCCCUUAAGUGCUCUUCCCAUCCCUUUUGUGGAAUGGACUUCAUAAUCUGUCAUAAUUUUUUUGUUGAGAUAUUAACCUUAAUUUUUUCAACAGUGUUUUUUCAUUAUUCUAGAAGUUCUGGUUUAGGGAGUUGAAAAAGAGAUUUUCCAUGCAUUAAUGCUAAAAUGAAAAACUCCGGUAAUGAUCAUUUGCCUUGUAUUUUCUUGUUCAAAGAAAAUAAUUCAGGAUUUUUUAUUAAUGGAGUUUCUGUUUCAGAGCAAUCAGAGGAAUGCUUUGGUCCUUUGUGUGAAGAGCCUCCCAGCAUUAUGCAGUGGCUGUAUAGACAUCUUAGUGGUCACCAGGUAAGACAAAUGAAAGUGUUUACGUGGAAAAAGUUUGAGAGAACGUUUUUAACCCCUGCUAAGAUAUCUCCCACAACAGUAAGUUGAAGUUGUUGACAUUAUUGGGUGAAGGAGAACGUUUUUUGUUCACAGUAGCUUUUAGGUGCACAAGAGUUAUUGCCCUGCAAUGCAUUGCCUUGUACCAUCACUUCGGUGUGGACGUAUGCAAGACGUGAGUGCCAUUUGGUCCAACAAGUGCGCCAAGCUCAUUUCAAUAGAUGGUGUUAGUCAAGUCAAUUUUUAUCUAACUCACUUGAAAUAUUCACAGAAUAACUAAAAAGGUUUUUCUAACAUAACAUUUAACCAAAUUAAUUGAAUAGAAUGCAUACAGUAAAAGAGAUCAAAAAAAUCAAAAAAAUUUACAGUAUCUUAUAACUAAGGAUAAAAGGGGUAAAGACAGAAGAACUGCCAUUCUGUCAUUAAAACUGCCUGCCUGGCACUGUUUUUUUAAGGGAAGACAUAACCAUUUCAUUCUCGACCCAAAUCAUCGACGAUGUAAAACGUGUUAUCUAUUAUUAUUAUUAUUAUUAAAUUAUUAUUAUUUCCAUUCUUUCUUUUCAUAUUAUGUGCCAUGCUUCAACUAAGUACCCUUUGGGCUAACAAGCGCACCCACUGCUUCCAGCAGACGAAUUUAUGUCCCACGAUAUUCGUUUUAGUUUCACACUUGCAGACGCUUUUUCAUGAUCCUUAGACUUGUUAUGAUACCCUUGUCGUAUUAUGUUUUUUUUUUAAUGUGCCAUGCUUUAACUAAGUACUGUUUGGGCUAACAAAUGCACCCCCAUUUUCCCGUGCAUGAAUUCAUGUCCCGUGUAUAAUUUAUGAUAUUUUUUUAGCUUCACAUUUGCACUCUUAUGCCCACAGUGAUAAACCCUUGUCGGAAGCCUACAUUUUCAUGUAAUUCCUGAAAUAUUCACUUCCCUCAAACAGCUGUAUCCAAAAGAUGAUCUCUUAAACUUUUCUUGACUUCUGUAUGUAUGUAUGUAUCAAUUUUAUUUAAAGAGGGUAACGCUAAACAGUAAACUGACAAAUCUGCUGCCCUCAUUAUGCGUGUGUAACAAUAAUUUGUAUUUAUUGCAGUCUCGUUUAUUGUAAGUGUAUUGCGAGUAAUAGUUGAAUAAAGUGGAAAACAAAAAAAAUAAAACAGAUGAUCUUCUGGAGGAUAUCGCCUUUGAUUAGUGCUAUUAAGCGCAUUCUUAACAAUUAUUCCUCGAGCCCGAAUGGGCUCAGCCUCAUGGGCUAUUGACUCAGAGGCCAUGAGGACGAGAGGAAUAAUUGUUUUCGUAAAAUCCAACUAGUUGGUCAAAAAUAUCGAGACAAAAGUAGUAGUAGCUCAACCAAUUGAUAAUACACCACUAGUUGGACUUUACUAAAAUCGGAUAUUUCCUGGGAGACGCUACUUACUUUAUGUUAAAACUAAAUGUCUGGUUCCAAGGGUAACAGUUGAUUUUGCUUCCCUCGAAUCUUAAUUUAGCCCUCGGCUUCGCCUUCUUCGAUAUACAUACAUGGUAGCAUAGUUUUUCUCUUGCCUUCAGAAAUACCAUGUACAAAUAAUGGUUUGUCUUAUCACAUCCACCUUAUUUCAAUGUCCGAUAACCUCAUUUGAUAUCAUUUGUCCCCUUUAGAAUGGACCUUUUUAUCUGCUGCCAGGAGCUACGAAAAGAAUAUUUAACGUUAUUAUGGUAAGCUUGUGGUGUUUCCAACAUUUAGGUACUGGUUACCAUAAAAUUAACUGUUAUUCUCUUUUUUUCAAAGCUUUAUUCGUUGUUUGUUCCCAUGGAGGAUGGAAGUGAAGCAGUUACAGAUGUUGACAGACUUUUCAAAUGUGUCUCAAGUUCAGGUAAACUGUGUAUAGUUGUUUUUCAGUAUUGCAAAACGUUUUAAGUUUAGAAAGGCACUAAGUACAUGGGUCUAAUGAAGGUAAAUAACAGGCAGUCAAGUUUGUUUUAAACACUCCCUAACAAUGAAAAUACUCUUUUCUUAAACUUGUAUACAGAAACCGUUCUUCUACCGGAAGAAGGUGAACACCCAUUGUUUCUCUGUGCGUAUUGUUUGAGACAUUUUUCCUUUUUAGUUUAGAGACGAAGUAUGCUUAACAGUAAGAAGUGAGAAGUGAAUCUUUAUGAGAUUCCUGCGCAUUUUAUUCAUGAGAUCAAGACAAAAGGUUAUGACUUCAUUGGCGUUAAUGUAUUCCUACCCAAGUUAAUGAAAUUCCUGCCCAAAAAAUUGGAGUAAAACAUCCCUCCUAUACUACUACCAUAACACAGAGUUUUCCUUUUACAGAAGACGUAGACUGCAUGUUCAAGGACUUGGUUGUCAAAUUGCAGGAUAAAUUAAAUUGGUAAGAUACCGGCAUGUAGUCUUGUCGCUCCGAUCUUUUUUUGUUUUGCACUUAACGAAACAUCUUAAUCUACCGAGUUGUUUUUAAACCCGGAAGAUAAUAAUAUCAGCGUGAAUAUACGGUACUGAUGCUAAAUUUUAUGACCAAACAAGGCCUUUUCUUACUUGGUGAUCAUUUCCGUUAAUCUGACAACUUAUAUCCGUGAUAGAACGGUGUCAUGUCUGGGUGAAUUGCUGGUCACUCUUAAGGGUAAAAGGGUUAAUGUAACUAACAGUGGCUGAAAUAGAAAACACUCAAACGGCAUCUAUGAAUUGACGCAAUGUUUAUAUCAACUAUCUCUAAGGAUGUUUACUAUUUUAUCUUGUUUGACGAGUAAUCGCCUCUGUAACAAUGCAUUUUCUCCCUAGUUUUGAUUCUACAAUUGAAAAAGUUGUUGCCUUUUUAGCUGAGAAUGGUGAGCACGUUAUUAUGUUGUCUUGUACAUGUACUCUGGUAGCGAUUUAUUUAUGAAGAUAACCCUGCCACGGGCUUGCAUCCCUUCGUUCCUUAACAGCUAGAUUCCAUGUAGCCUUGCGUCUGUUCAGUAAUAGAUCACAGAUGACGGCAAAAUGUGGUAAAAACCAAGACGUGAUGGAAUCUAUUUGUGCUAUACUUUGCAGACGUGAAAAAAACAAAUACACUUAUUUUUCUCGUACUGCUUGACUGUUUUGCUAGUUUAGGUUUAUUUUAAGUCCCAAACGCUACUGUUCGCCUCUGCUUCUUCUUUUCUUCUUUGUCUUACUUGUAUACAGUUUCUCCGAAAAGUUUUUCAACGCCUUCACUUACACAAAGUACAAUAAUCGUGAAGACAUUUUCAAAACUGCGAGUAGUCUCUCGUAGCUAUGACACUCGAUAGCAACUGUUGUGAAGAUUUCGUGCUGUUUAGGCAUUCUCAAGAUGUCAAGAACUCUUUUUGUCUCUGUUUCUCCAUUUUCCUUCUUUGUAAAUAGCUCCUGCUAAACUUUUUUCGAAGCUUUCCUUUGCUUAAUCCGAAAUAUUCUCACAAACAUUUUCAAGACCGCGCGCCAUUUUAAACAAAACAAAAAAAAACAAGGGAUGUCAUCCGUGUAUCUGUACUCUUAUAGAUCAUGGGCAGCGAACAAUCACAGCGCGCGUAGCAUUCACAUCAUUGUAUAAAGUGGCAUAGACAAUACUCGCAGGUGUUUUAUGCAAUAAAGGUUGGGUUGGUCUUCAGCUGUAUUGGUCCUCUUGACUUAAAGUGUAGCUAUACCUCGCAAUAGUUCUCUUUUUCACAUUUAUACCUUGUUGCUCAGUCUGGUAACUGGACGGUUUCGAUCGAACAGUUUGUUAAGAGCUUGAAUUUUCCUUGAGGAGUAACAGUCUCUUAUUGGCCAACCUAUUGUAAGGUUUGACCAGUAAUGACCUGGAGCGGUUACCAUUUGGAGUGGCUAUGCCUAUCAAGGAAGCUCUUCACCAGACUGCCGCGGAUCCAUCCCUUACUCUUCCACCCGAGGCAUACCGGCUUAUUGGUGAGUACACUUAGAAGGUAAUCUUUUUUCAUAUAGACUUGGUAACGACUGAAUAUACGGCCAAUUGCGUUCGUUAAGUGUGGAAAUGGAGUAAAGUGAACUAGUUUUCUGCAGUGAUGUUUCUAAUUAUUGUAUUGUAAGGGUAAGGGUUAAAUCCAAAUUCCGGGAUUAGGAGUCGCGUCUCUGCCUUUUAGGACGUGAAGAUCUCGCCUCCAUGCUGCAAACAGAAAAGAAGAAAUUACACCCUCACGGGCCCCUGAAAGUAAGUAUGCUACUAUUUGCCUUUGAUUGGAGAAAAAGCUUUGAGCCGAUGAUUCUUAAUGAUGGGCUUUUUAUUAAAUAUACUUUGUUCCUUCAGCUUACCUAACUGGAGGUUUUUCACUUGCGUUCUUUAACUCUUCUGAAGUUCAGCGUGAGACUGGGUCUGUUUUGUGUCACGGAAAUAGCAGCAUCAUGGGAUUGUUUUUGGAACGCUAUCGCUUCCAUUAUUGGCUAUUUCGAAGUUGCGCAGGAAACUGUGUGCAAAAUUCGUCCCCCAAAAUAGUCCCACAGUGCAAUUCGAGACAUUAUCGACCCAGUCUCUCAAGCGCAUCCUCCAAAUGGCCAAAAAGGUAUAGAAAGGGUUUGGUAACUGCUCAGCUUCAUCUGAGUGGCGUUUGCUGAUGAUAUUUCUCAACGCGUGUCCGUAUUUUGCAAAAAUGAAUCCGAUUGUUCUUUGGCUGGGUCACAAUGUUUUUCUCUUCUAAUCUAUUGUCGCUAUUGGUUGCAAGUUGGUAGUUUCAGUCAGAAGCCUUUGCUUUUUGUUGGUUUGAUCAGCAAGUAGCCUUUCUUUUAACAGUCAUGUCCUGAUUGUUUUAGCUGUAUGUUGUAGCGGUUGUUGGUGUUGUUGUUUUUAAUUUUCUAAUUAUUUUUCAAAGAAAGCUACUUUGAAAGAAGGAGAAAUAGAUGAUGGAUUUAAUUUAGAUGACGAGGUUAGUUUUGAGCCAGUAUUCUUAACCUAAGUAAAUAUUAUCCUUCUGUACUUAUAUUCUCAUACUUUUAUAGUUAUAUACUUAUAAGUUUAUAUUGUGGUUUUUAAUUUUAUCCUUGGUUUUUGGGUAUGGUAAUGUUUGUUAAUGACCUUGAAACAAAGGAAAAUAAAAUUAUAACCAAGGAUAAAAUUGGACCACGCUGAAAGCAAACAGUGACAGGAGAUAUUCUGUAAGUAAUUCGGAUUUCAGUCUGCCUCGUUUUAUUACGAUUAAAUAUGGAAAGUAUUCAUUAAGAUACUAUGGCCCUUUCCUCUGGUCGAAACGUACAAAGGAAUUACGUGCCGAGGAUAGUCUGCGCAGAUUUAAGACUAAAAUUAUGAGAACAGACCUGACUUUCUUAAUAAUAAUAAUAAUAAUAAUAAUAAUAAUAAUAAUAAUAAUGAUAAUAAUAAUAAUAAUAAUAAUGGUAAUAAUAAAAUAUUUAUAUAGCGCUUAUACUUUUCAGUGCUGAGCGCUUUACAACGCUUCAAAAAGGUCUGAAAAAAAAAUAAAAAUCCUAAAAUCAUUACAUAUAUAUACAUAAUAAUCGAGGAUGGCUGUAGAAAUUGCAUGCUUUGUAAUAAUUGACUUUGAGACCCUAUGUUACACAGCAAAAUUUCUAUCCUGUUAUCAUAUACAUACAUCUUUUCACGUGUAAAUAGGUUUAGAUUUUCAACCUAUUUGCAUUUCUAUCUUAAAAUUAUUUUAACACUUUUUUAAUAUUUGAUUUUUAUUAAUUUUAUUUUUUUGUGUGUCACCAAUUAGUGCUAUGCGCUAGAGAUUCUUGACAGGUUAAUAAAGUCCACUGCUACUACCCACUACCACCACCACCGCCACUACCACCACCACCACCACCACUACCACCACCACCACCACUACCACCCCCACUACCACUACCACUACCACCACCACUACCACCACCACUACCACCCCCACUACCACUACCACCACCACCACCACCACCACCACUACCACCACCACCACCACCACUACCACCACCACCACCCACUACCACUACCACUACCACUACCACCACCACUACCACCACAUAUAUUUCCAUAUUCAUGUAGGUACUCUUAGGAGGAAAAGAAAAAUGACGCACUCCGUUUGAGCUCUCCGUCUCUUUUUUAUGGUUGAAAACUUCAAAGGGGCAGCCCUUCUACAUCCCUUUUAACUUAGUCGGUCGAUCAACAUUCCAUGCAUCUACUUCUUCGUAUGACAAUUUAUGAAUCAUUAAGUCAAUUGACCUAUACUUUUUCUAGUCCAUUCAUGUCUGUCUACCUUAUCAUUGUUAUGCCCGUCCCUUAGCGCCCAAAGGAUCUUGACACCCUAUGUCAUUACGUUUGCCGAUGGGGUGGGAAAAAAACUGAUCUAAAAUUUACACUAUAUCUUGAUGGGCUUUAUUAACGUUUUCUUUUCCAGAUUCUAAGCUUACGCUUUGGCAAAGACCUGAGAGUUGAAGAAAUAAAGAGAAUACUGCAGUCUUCCAAACCUCUAACUGUCAGUGUUGUGCAAAAGCCUGAAGUCAGGUAUGUCUUUCGAUAUUCCUUUGAUCCUGGACUCGAAAGUGGAGUAUCAUAAUUUUCCAGGGCCGUAUGUACUAGCAGAGCUUCACUCGCGCGCGAGGAGAGCCCCAUACCUAAGAAAAUCCAUCCAUCCGAGAAAUUUUGGUAAUUACGUGAGCGUACGUCCGCCCGACCGCCCGUCCGUCCGCUCCACAGGAAAACCAACGUUAAAUGUCAAACUUUCUAGCUAGUGUGGGAGCCUGCUACCUGAUAUUGCACCUCCAUGUUGUGAUCAGCUGUCAAAGCAGGGUAUCCACUGACCAGUAUCACAUGAUCGUAUUGCGGGCUCAGGUGUCGACCCAUGAGGUUACGUUUUUUGUAGUUCUCCACUGACAGGAUACUAGUUUUCAAUUGAUCGCAGGCUCAACUUUAGUGGAUGCCUUUUUAUUAACGGGAACUUCGCCUACCCUUGGCUAAAUUUACAGCAGCCAGAAAAUAUCCACUAAAAGCAUUCGAUGUGUGUUUUAGCGACCAUGACUUUAUCCAGGAACAAGAGACUCGUCUACUUAUGAUGUGUAAGAGAACAAUGGCUUUACCAGUAGGAAGGUAUGAAUAUGAUUUCAAAAGUGUUUUACCUUUGGCCUACAGAGUAGGGGUGCAGGUACGAGCUUGUUUCGCGUUUUAUUUCAUUUCCUAGGGGCAUGUUCACCAUGGCCACCUCUCAUCCUGUGUUAACAGAAACACUUCCUAUUCCACCACUAGAUCUAACAGGACGGGCGCCUCCAAGGUAAGAAGAUCGGGCUAAUAAGGCCUUAAUGCUCUUGCUGUGUUAACACUAAAUUAUAAAACUGAAAAAUGCAAACUUGUGUUUGCGUUUCUACUGUUAUUUCCUCAACGGAGUUUCAAAAUCGAGCGCAGAGGGGUUUUGAAGGAGCAAUGCCACGAUUGUUCGAUUCUAAAAACACAUUGGAAUCAAGUGUGAAGUCUCUGCUUCCAGUGUACUAAAAACUCUCCACCUCUAUUAGGAACACGUCAGUUGGUUUAGAACAUGUGGAAACACCCAUGGAUAUGAAAGUGUGGCCUUUGUUUCACAAUGGAGUGGCAGCGGGUCUCAGGAUCGCACAAGGAAUAUCAAAGGUAUAUCAAGGUAGUGAUGAGUCACUGGCGUAUUCCAAUGCAUCUUCAUUAUAACGAAAGCACUUUGGUUUCUUGUACAGAUCGACAGUACGUGGAUUGUUUAUAACAAACCAAGAAACAACCAGUUAACAGAAGAGCAUGCAGGUUUUCUCAUGGCUCUCGGCCUUACUGGCCACCUCAACAGCCUAUCGUAUAUGAAUUUACACGAUUACUUGUGUAAGGUGAGAGAAGGCUUCUGGUACAAUAUAUGAAUACAUAUUAAAUACAAAUUAUGGCAUAGAAAAUAAGGGACAGUUACUGGAGCUUCACGCACCAAGGGAUCAUUAGUGAAAUACUAGUAACUGUCACUCAUUUUGUACGUCUCAGUUUGUAUUUCGCUGGGUAUGUACGUGCAUUGAGCAGUCUUGUAACCUCGUGAAGUAACUUUAGGUUGUUUUCUCUUUAAUUGCAUGAAUGAGUAAACAGGAAUAAAAACACAUGACGAUCUAUCUGGUGGUAGAAUCUCCACAAAGCAGUUCUUCUUUACCAUUCCGAAUCCAACUGGAAUCUGGAAAUAUUAGACAUUAUGAAAAGAAGAAAUCUGGAAUAUAGCGAGAAAGUUAUUCGGAGCAAGGGCCAUAGCCAACAACAGACUAUGAUCACAUAUGGUGUCGACGUCGGGUAUUGAACCCGGGUCACCAUUGUUGAGUUUCACCUAUGAAUGUACACGAUUAUCUUUGUAAGGUUAGAAACUAUUGCAGUAGAAAUGACUUGUUCUCUUUUAAACGUAUUAUUCUUUCUCUUCAUUAACCCAGGGACAUGAGUUGACCACAGUGGGUUUACUGCUUGGGGCGGCAGCUUCAAAGUAAGUGUUUUAACAGCUGGCCUUAAGAUGAUUGGUGAAACAGGACUCUGUAUUUAAUAUGUCCUAACAUAGACCCAGAUAGGAACAAGACAGCCACUUUGCAUAGCGCCCUGUAUGUAAAGGAAGGGUAUAUACAUUUCCAAAAAUAUUACUUGUCAACAUAUUUUUUUAAAACCUAUGUUAUGGUGUCACGUCGCCAAAACGCAGACUGUUGCAGAAUACUACCUCCUCCAGUGUUACGUGCGGUUCAAUAAUGUCAAGCGCACCUUCACUAACGAUAGUUAUUACCUUCUUUCAUUUUCCUGGAUCGCACCAAGGCCUGGUCGCCCUCACAGUGCGCGUUGAUGCUGAACGUUUACAUUUUGUCCUCCUUAGUGCAAUAACCGACCGUAAAAAGGACACUUUGAAAGACAUAUUUUGAAAGAACAACAUCUGAAAGGCCUACUUGCCAAAAAGUAGCGUUGUGGAGCAAAUUGUUUCAGAGAUACUAGCCCCGUUUUGCUCUGGUAACUCCAUACAAAUCCCUCUAAAUUUGACUCGGUUCCUAAUGUUAUGAACUGAGUCAAAUUUAGAACGAUUUGUAUGGAGUCAUCAGAACUUGGCUGAUAUCUCAAAGACAAUAUGCCCUGGAAUGCUAAGUUUUGGCAGGUAGGCCUUUUGGAUGUUGCUCUCUCAUAAUAACCCCCAAACCCCAUAAUUUCACAAAUUUAAUCUUUUUUCUGACGCCUCAUCUAAAGAUUCUAUGCUGGACGUUUAUUGUAGUAUCUGUAUCAUCUUUCACUUUCAGACGUGGCACUAUGGACGUGACCACCACCAAAAUGCUAAGCAUUCAUAUUGACGCUCUGCUACCACCAACAUCGGCAGAGCUUGAUCUGCCACAUUCAGCUCAGGUGGCUGCCAUACUAGGAGUUGGUCUUGUUUACCAAGGAACUGCACAGCGCAGAAUGGCUGAAGUGCUGCUGUCAGAGAUCGGUUAGUCUGAAUUUAUACGAUUAUCAUUCAUUACAACAGAGUGGUUUAUCACUUGAGGGAGAUAAGUUGGGGGGGGGGCGCAAGUCGCGUUGUAGCAAUAAACUAAAAGUCAAGAACUUCAGUGUUAGAUUUAAAUUAUUUCAAAUUAUUUUUAGGCAGGCCGCCUGGCCCGGAAAUGGAGAAUGCUGUCAAUAGAGAAUCCUACUCACUUGCGGCAGGCCUUGCGCUGGGUCUAGUCAUGUUAGAGGUAACCGUUGUUAGUAUGUGUAAUCAAAUGGUGACGAGUGAAAUUAGGGAAUAAUUUCACGUGCGUUUUGUGUUUUCAUGACCAAACUUUGAAUGUCUCGGUUUUGAUUAUGGACUCUAUUUAUUAAAGACACUGAAAAUAAGAAGCUUUUAAUUUUGAGCGUGGGAACAGUUCAUUUGUUUUUCUGUUUAUUUAUUUACUUAUUUUAUGUAUUUAUUCUUCCUUAAGCAUGGUAACGAAGCAGCAAGUGUAGCAGAUUUGAAGAUCGCAGAUCAGCUUUACCACUACAUGGUUGGCGGACAAACUAAACCUCAGGUUGGCUUUUAAUCAUCUGAGCUACAGUCUGAGUGGUUUAGUUCAGCCUUAAACUUAAUUAUUUGACGUAUAAUAAGCAUAAUCAACAGUAGGACUGGAAAGUUUGUUCAGUAGCAUUUGCCACUUUAGAAAUAAGAAGGAAACUGGGCCGAGUUAACUUUCGCAAAGACUGCUGGGACCGUUAAUGGGGACAAGAAAAAAAUUGGCCAAAAGCUGACUGGCGCCUCCCCAAUAACGAUCCCAGAAGUCAUUGCGAAAGCUAACUUUUAGCCCAGUUUCCUAUUGGCCAGUAGCUGACAGGUAAGUCCCCAGUAACCAUCCCAGAAGUCAUUGCGAAAGCUAACUCGGCCCAGUUUCCUAUUGGCCAAUAGCUGACUGGCCCGUCCCCAGUAACAAUCCCAGAAGUCAUUGAGAAAGCUAACUCGGCCCAGUUUCCUUCUCGUUUGUAAAGUGGUGAAGAGUCAUAACUUAGAAUUUUAGUCGUAGACUCAAAUUUUGUAACCACCCCGUGCAGUAUAAUAAACAGCACCACGCAAAAAUAGUUGUGGUUUUAUGUCGCUAUUUUUCCACUUUUGUAAUUGCCUAAAUGUACAACUUAUUUCUUUGUAGACUGGAACUCAGAAAGAGAAGUUUAAAUCUCCUAGUUAUCAAAUAAAGGUAAACCAUUUUUUUAUAGACAAUAUACAUCGCUCAUAUAACCCAAAGUAAACGGGAAUUGAUUUGUCUUUAAGAACUGAUUCUGCAAAGUACAAUCAGUGUAAACCUAUUUGACCACACCCUCAAAGUUUUUCAGGUAUAAUCAGACGACGAUCGAAUAGUAUCCCAUGAUGCACCUCGAUUCAUGUUAUAUUAUCACUGCGUACGUGACACAUUAUGAUCAAUAACCCUCAGCAUGCGCGAAGUGAACAUCGAUCGCAGUGCUCGAUGUGGAUGGCUUCCAAACAUGUUUCGGUUCAGCAGCUUCUGCUUUUGAGAUUAUCGAGUUGGCUAAUAUUCACUGUGCUUUAAAGGAGAAUUUCAGCGUUGCUUUGACUGAGAAGGGUUUUACAUGUAUUUCACUGAUCUGUCGAGAACUACUUGUGCCGCGCUCGGUCGCACUGUAAACACAAAUUAUAAGACUCGCAGUUGAUAAGCUUCGCUAGGUUCACUAGGAGAACCCAGGCCAGAGGAGAACCAAAACUAUGACUGAUCUAUAAAGUGGUUCCAACAAAACAUCCGCUACGCUGUGAAGCUAAUUACCAAAGGAUAAUUUAUUACAGCAUCGCGCUCAAAGGAGCUGAAGUUUACAAUGGCAGUUACAAAUAAAAUUUAACCUAUUGAUUCGACAAACAACUCUCUGAAGCACAGUCUACCCGGUACUGACUCAAGCAAUCUUCAAGGAAAUUUCCUGGCCAGAAUACUGAUCUGUUCUUUUGAAUAAAUAAAGUUUCUGCAUGACGUUUCUUUUUCAAAUUCUGAGCAGGCUUCAGUUUACGUUGUGCCGGCUUGCAUGCUGCGUGGUUCCUUUCUUUGGGUUCUUUUCACACUGAAACACACCGUUAUACACCGCUCCUUCUUCGAAUUAAAAUAAUUAUAGUCAAAUUCCUUUUAAAAAUAACCUCUUUGAAAAUACAAAGUGAUUGCUUCGGCAUAAAGCGCUCUCAAAAGCGCCCAACAGAUUGUAGCCUUCAUCAGGCUUUACACAUAUAUUAUGACACAUGGCGUUGAAAUGUGAUUAAAGAUUCGAAAUUUCAGCCAUCUUUGGUCGACAAAAAAGUCUUCAAAAUGUGGGUACUUCUGGGUACUUCUUGGCCUGUACAAUAUUCAGGACUUCAUUUUGCUGGCGUGAGGUCCACAUUUGUAAGAUUUCAACAUAUAUUCCAAAAAACCUUGAAUAUUCAUGACCUGGUUGUGGGUCACUGAACACUUUUUGAUGGGAAGACUAAUUGAAACCGUGAAAAUAAAUGUUUCUAAGUGGAAACUUCGCUCUUAAGCCAUUGCAAAUCGGAGAAAUCAUGUUAAAUAACGAAAUAAUGUAAUUUUUUUACUUUUACUGGAAAUCCAGUGAGAAAAAAGCCGACGAGAAAACGACCUUAUUUCAAGAUGGAAUCUGCUAUGACUGCGAUAUUGCGUGAUGCUUCUGGAAAAAUGCAUCAUGGGAUACUAUUCGAUCCUCCUCUGAGGUAUAAUUUUAGGAGACAAAGCCAGACUGCUUAUGACGCAGUUGAUACUUCACGAAGUCGUAGGCUAUGACCUAGCCCUAAUGUGCACGUGAAUUGAAAGGUUCUGUUACGUCCCAUGGAAGUCAGACAAUUGACUACGACUCUUCCUUAUCUGAAAGCGAUAAAAAGAACAAUGGUUAUUUUCGGUCAAGUCUUAUAGGUUAGUGACCGGCCGUUCGUGGCUUCGGUCGAAGAUGUGUCGGCCACAUACACACUUACUACGUAAGCAUGAAAGCGAGGCCUAUGGGCCACCAGAUUUCACGCAAACUUGAAAAAAAGUAAGUAGGGCGGCCAAAACAAAAACGAUUCGGCGUUUAGAGAUAAAAAAGUACCCCCCAAAGAUAUCCCUGAAGCAGUUAUAGUAAAUGAACUAGCGUUGGAAAGUGGACAGUGGAGAAACUAACCUUCAGCAAGGAUCCUUCGAAAAUACUUGAAACGUUAAGUCUUUCCUAUUAUCGGAACGAUUAUUACAAAGCGCAGCAGCGCGGCGUUUGUGAGAACUAUUUUUUGUCGUUGUUGUAGGGUGCGCGUCUUCCACUUCAUACAAUUAAUUUUAAUUGCGAUGUGGCUUUUAGACCUCGCUUUCAUGCUUACGUCGUGAUUGUGUAUCCCGUCUAGGCUCACUCUCCAGCUUUGGGUAUCUCGAUGCGCCCGAGGUACUCCCCACCAAGCCGUGCGCGUGCGCCCAACCGUCGGGUGGGGAGUACUGCGGGCGCACCGAGACACCCAAGGCUGGUGACUCAACCUACAUCUUAUGCACCCUGCGCGCUAUCAUUAAAAGCUUACAUCAUAGGGUAGCUUUUUCAAGGGCUUUCACCCCCCGGCCCCCCUUCCCCUUUUGGUUGAACUGUGUAAAAACCUUUUAUUCACUUUGGCGAUACUCAAUAAAAUAAAGCUCUCGAGAUCUCUUUUCUCAUGCAGCAUUUUUUUUCUACAGGAAGGCGACAGUGUGAAUGUAAAUGUGACUGGACCAGGCGCCACUCUCGCUCUAGGAUUAAUGUUUAUGAAGACCAAUAACUCGUACGUACUCAAUCAGUGAGCCACAUGGCGCAGAGUACAUAGUUAUGUUUGACCUUGGUUUCAGUUGAAUUCACCGCGCGAGUGUAACUAAGCCCCGCAGUACCUUAAAUAUGUUUAAAACUCUUCUCGCUUGAAUUGCACUUCGUCAGCAGUUAGAAACACCUAGAAAACACGAGAGAUGUUAAACUUUUUCAAAUAUAGCCACGAGACGUAUACAAGAACUUCUGUAAUUUUCGUUUAUCCUGCUUUUUUUUCAGAUCUGUAGCAGCCUGGCUUGAUGCUCCUGACACCCAGUUCUUGCUGGAUUUCAUUCGUCCCGACUUUCUCCUUCUUCGGGUAAGGUGAUUUGCUGCGUUGAAAGGACAUUGGUUUUCCUUCGUUUUUUUUCCUGAGAAUUGCCCGAUUUCCUGGCAAUCACAGUCAACAACGAAGUCAGGAGCUGCAUAUUUCUUGUAACAUUACUGAUCGUCUUAGCCAGGCUUCCAAAUAAAUGUGUGCAAAACCAACUCUGGUCAAAAGUGACGAACAAUCCAACUGUCUACUGAUGAGUAGCUUCCUGUUAUUAACCCACAGAAACAGCAGCUAAGAGUGCAAAACAAUGCAACCUGCCACUCUAUCCUCACUUCUUUGUUGGGCUAUUCUUUUUUCUUUACUAUUCCAUCGCGAACGUUUUCCACCAGAAAUAGCUACCCUUCUGACGAUCAACGAUAGACGUUUCCAAUGAUAGUUAGCAAUUUAUUAUUGAAUGAGGAUGAGUAUCAUCUGAAGAAUUAUGAAGAGAUCCGAGAUCUCCAUAAUUGACAAUUGACGUCAUUACUCACAUAUCGUAAAAUUCUUCCAAAUUUGGUCGACAGUAACUGGUUAUGAUGCGUGGGAUUUUAACCAAUCAAAAACGUAGAAAUAUUUUGAAUGAACAAUAAGUGGUUUUAUAGUUAGUUGAGGUUGACAGACGAUUUUGUUUGUUUGUUUGUUUGUUUUUUCAGCUUUUAAGUAGAGGCCUUAUAAUGUGGGACCACAUUUACCCCUCCACAGACUGGGUGGAAAGCCACAUCCCCGCUGUAAGCUUAUAUGUAACGAUUAGUUACUGCAGGUGUCAAAGCUAGGGCAAUGUACUGUAAUAUAGAGACGAGAAGUAAAACAGCACGAAAUCCGGCACACAUUUUGAUGAACACCAAAUUUUGUGCCUGUUAACUGUGCUAGGUCAAAAAAUACCCUAAAAUAAGGAAAGUUUUGAAAAUUUUUGAAGGUGACAGCUAACCUUAAGGUGAUGGAAAACUUAAAAAGGUCAUGAAAAAGAUUAUGGAAAGUCAUGGAAUAUGAGGAUAUUAAUAUGCGCUGCAGAAAAUGUUUAGUCGCAUAUGCAAACGGCGUUUUCGCUUUAACAUUGCCUAAUACCAUUUUAACAGAAAAUGUCGCAACAGCAGGUAAAAGCGGAAAAGAAGGGAUUCAAAAAAUCUCAAAAACUUGGGCUGUUUGUUGCACACUACAGGUUCUACGUGUGCUUAUACAAAACAUAGAUACACUUGAUUUUUUUUCAAUUUACGCUUGCAAACUAACGUACUUGAAAAAGUGCAUUAUUCCUAGGAAAAUGAAACAUCUCUUGUCGUUGUCAGCUUUAGGAAAGGAAAAAGGAAAUCCUAUGUCAAUAGACAAAUCUUAGAAUAGAUAACAACGAGUUGAAUUAAACUUUAAUUACGUAUAUUUUUCAUUGCGGUAGUGACGUGAAUGUCAAGGCAGAUUUCCUUUUUUACUCUGGCGUGGGCUGUAUGUUUGAUUGUACAGUGAUAUUGUUAGUAGAAGUUUAAUAAGAGCUGUUAGUAAAGCUGUACUUUUGUUGUUUUAAAGAUUGUUCAACACUAUGACUCUACUAUCGAGCCUAAAGAUGCUGACAUCGACAUUGAAAGUCUCAGGUUAGUUCAUUAAACAUUGUAACAGAGCAGUAGGAAAUAAUGGUAGUUCUCAUGCUGAUAAGUCUUAUCAACUGGGAACGAAUUGCUUAUAAAGUUUUAAAGACCACUAGCAGUACUUGAUGUCCUGUGGCUCUAUUUCACAGCUGUUCUUAUUUUUUUGACAUUAUUUCUUAUACUUUCGACUACGCACUCCUAUACAAAGAAGCCUGUUGAAUUGCGCGAACAUCACAUCUUUUGGUAAUAUUCACCUGUCAGUUUUUUGUAUUUCAGUCGUGACUCCUAGCUUUUUCUACCGUUGCAAAAACAGUUUAUUAUAUACUAUAUUUUAGGAUACAUUUUAAAAGAAAAACAAACGACAUGAAAGAAACUUGACGUUUUGAUGGCGUCAUCAUCAUUAUCAAAAGAUAAGAAAUUACCUUGAUUCGUGGAUAUAUAUAGAAAAAGAAAGUGUGAAAAGAGCAUGUUAAUAAGAAAACAAGCGUUUAAUGUAAAGGUUCAAUUUAACAAAAUAUAUAGGAAAAAGAAGUAAAGAAAUGCCUGGGGCCUAAACAAACCAUAUGGUUUUUAAGUUAGACUCUAGACAGUGUAAUCACUCAGCAUCAAAUGCAAAUGUGUUUGUUUCUUUCAGUCAAGCAAAGGUCAACAUUAUCGCUGGCUGUUGCAUGGCGGUGGGGCUGAGAUUUGCCGGUUCAGCGAAUCUUCAAGCUUUCAACUGUCUGGUAUCAUUAUUUGCUUUGCUGUACUUUCUGUCAUACAAAUACCAAUGCGUGCAUCUUUACUUUACCAAAUAGAAUGUGCCAAAGAAUGGUUCAAUGAAUAGAAGUGAACAUUGCAAUGGAAAAAUAAUGUUUUCAGCUUGCGAAAAGCUAAACAAUUGUUCGCAUGCCUGUAGGAACUUAACCACUCUGUACUGCAUGUUGGAUGUUGGUUUGGUGUUCUUCAGUAAGUUUUUUGAACACCCUUACAUAGCUUACGUGUAGCUGCACCCUCCCCCCGACGAAGGAAAAACGGAGAGAGGGAGUUUCCUUCGUCGGGGGGAGGGUGCGGCUACACGUAGGCUAACCCUGCACUUAUCUCGUCACAUCAGCUCUUGUGCCUGCAAGCAACAAUGGAGGUCAAACGUGUUGGUACCUUUGCUGUGAUAGUAGUAUAACUUGUGACCUCCCCCUCCCACCCCAAACAAUAUUGAAUUUUGACUAAAAUGUUUGUAAAUGUGUUGCUUAAGGGGGUGGGGGCGUUGUGGUUUGGGGGAUGAAGGGAUGAGCCCAAAGCCGAUCAGAAGGAUGUGUCCCAAGUUCGUUUGACCUCCUUUGAAGUUAAGAUCCAGUUACUUUGAUUGUAUACAACAAUUGUAGCCCGUCAUUACCUUAUAACUCAAAUCUGUUUGAUAAAAGUAUACUGCAGGCAUGAAUUACUCUUGUUCAAUUAAUCUUACAGCUGUUCUGUUUGUUUUCCAGAUGCACUAUACCAAAUACUGCAAAGAAAUGUUGAGUAGUACUGCUGUGGAACAGGUACAUUUAAGCUUAGAUUUUUUCCUUUGCCGAAGGAAAUGCCCUUCAGAGAAAGGGCACGAGUGGUGCAGUGGUGACAGCACUGUCCUCCCAUCAAGGUGACCCGUGUUCGAGUGCUGGAGGCGACGACAUACGUGGGUCGAGUUUUGUUGUUGUUGAAUCUCUUUUGCCAUUGUAAAUGAAAGAAACUAGUUUUGGGAUUGCCGGGUAGAUGAAAACCACUUGGGAUAUUCAUUUAUUUGUUUGUUUGUUUAUUUAUUUAUGUAUCUAUUUGUUUAUUCUUUCCCGACGAAUUUGUACUAUUACUAUGCACGGUCCCAAGUUUGACAUCAUUUUCAAAGACCUUCGAAAAAUUACUCAAAAAGGAAAAAAUCCUUUUUCAGUUAUUCCCAGGAUUGAUUUAACGCUGUUUUUUUUACGUUUCAUAGGCUGGUAAACCCACCGUGGAAACUUGUCUUGAUACCAUUCUUCUGUCGCUUGCUAUGGUAUGUUUUUCAACUCAGAAGAACUAUGAUUAUUAGAGGAGACUGGUUAUGAAAGCCGACAAAUAUCAAAGUUGAAAACAACGGUGCUGUAGUUUAUGUUGGAAGCUCCCUUACCGUGUACAAUCUUUGUUUUUUUGUUCUCAAAUUGUGAAUGAAUGAAUUAAUACGAUGUUUCUAUUGGUCAGUAAGUUCAAAAUGAUAGUAAUGCUAUUGAACGUUGUGCACGGUCAGGUCCAAAAGGUAACAAAAACAUAUAACAGACAGGUCUAACGGGGUUUCAUAACCAUUCCACUUUAAUAACUGUCGGAUGAAGCUAGUAUCCUCUUUGCUCAAAGUUAGCUCCACCAAGUUCAAACGUCUGCGGCAUUCUUUUUUUUUUUCCAUUUAUCGAGAGUUUAUCGAAAAAGUGCAACAAGGACAAGAGUAAAUACCUCCGCUAGUCAAUGUGACAAGCUUUUCAUUUUUAUCAAAAUAAUGAGCUUCUUUUCGGUGAAAACGCUUUGCGACCGACUACAAAAUAACUUGGUUGUUUGAAUACAGUCUAACCUCGCCUAACGGACACCUCUCUAUUGCGGACAGUUCGUUUGGUCCCAGAAAUACCAUAAAUGCUACAUUCCCUACCUCUAUAAUAUGGACACCUCUCUAUUGCGGACCGUUCGUUUGGUCCCAGAAUGCCAAAAAUCAUACAUUCCCUACCUCUAUAAUACGGACACCUCUGUAAAGCGGACACUUGGUUCUGUCCCUUUGGUGUCCGUAUUAAAGCGAUUUGACUGUAGUGAAGAUAAAAACCUUCGGUGCGGAGAUUGUUACUUCUUACUUCAGACACUGAAAUCUACCCCGGCCUAUUUUGUCCAAAGAAAGUUUCUUGACAAUGUAUUGGAGUGAUAAUCAUCCUGGACGAAUUUCGCAAUUUAUAUGACUUAACAAGCCAAAUCUAAGCUGUAUGACUGGUCUGGAACAGUCAGUUAAAUUUGACUUCCAUGAUAUGAAUUCCUUCCUCUUUUUCUUAUAAAGAAGGUUUUACAUUAUUUGAUAUAAUACCUUUCAUUCAUCGAUAUUCAAAAAUUAUGACUAUAACGUAUGAAUGUAUAUACUGGUUAUCCGUUCAUCGAAUUUUUCUUGCUGGACAACUAAGCUUUAAGUGUCCAGGCAAGUCAUCUGUGGUAUCCUGCGUAACUUUGCACGCAUUCUGUACCUAUAUCACGUGAUGUUUAUCAUUAAAGACGGUUCCAACUAUCAUGGCGGUGUGUGCGUAGUGGAUAUUACAUCAUUCUCUAAUAAAAUCAUUAACAAAGACGGGCAAGAAGUGGCUUCGGGCAAGCAAAGUGUGAGAGCUGCUUGCCCAAAGGACAAGCUAGACUUCAUUUUUUCCGAGCCCUGCUCGGUCUUGUACCUUGUUUUAGCCUGUUAUAUGAAAUGCCGUUUUGCUUUUCUAAUUAUUCAAGGGAGAAACGCAUACAUUGAAAGCUCUCGUAAGCGGAAACUCUCAGAAGGCGAAAAAGGUGUCCGUAACUGGAGCUGUCCGCUUACGAAAAUGUACAAAUACAGAGUUUGUAUGCUGAAAUGGAGAUUGAGUAAAACGAGGUUUUGUGAAGGUGGCCGUAGGUAGAGCUGUCCGCUUACGAGAGUGUCCGUUAGGGUUGAUUUCGACUGACUCGUUUGUGGCUACGCACGUUAACGCACGUAGGUUUUAAUCACGUAAAUAGAAUAGAGGAAAGAAAAAAGGGCUGAGCUUUAACGAGAACUUGAGCGCGGUUCAACUUUUACACUUUUCGAACGACCUUUCAUGAAUUGCCUCUACUUCAUUUGCGAACGUAAAUUUUACGCACGUACGCACGUAAAAAUAACGCGACACUGGAUAUCAACCCUCAAGAGGGCUUCCACUGUAUAGGAAAUAAAAUUCCGCUGUCUGUUGUUAGGUAAUGGCGGGAACUGGGAACCUUGAUGUACUCAGGAUUGCUCGACAGCUGCGUAAGAGACAUUCCCCGGAUGUUCCAUAUGGAAGCCAUAUGGCUGUUCACAUGGCUGUUGGUCUUCUGUUCCUUGGAGGUGGAAGGUGUGGAAACUUUUUUCUUUCGCGAGUGUUUGGCGGGUACCAUCAUCCGUAUUGGUUAGAGCGCUGAACCGGUAUCGCGGAGGCCAUGGGUUCGUUUCGCGCACAAGCCUGAUUUUUUUUUUCAGGCUUUCUUUUCGCAAUUGCAAAAGUUGCUUCUAUAACUGCAAUGAAACGGAGCCCAGACUCACAACCUACUCGACGCCGAAUUAUAUGGCUUUGUAUUGGAAUUUAUCGUAAGGUCGAUAAAAGGGUUUAAAUGCAAUUAAACAGCCAUUCAGGUGUACAUACCUCGUAAAGAGACGUCACUGUGCUGUUUUCUUACUGUUUCUGGCCCUCUAAACAGGGACCCGUGUUUUUCCCGCCCUUCCUUUGUAAAACGAAAGAGUUCUCUGGGUACCCCUGUGAAUUAGGUUUGUAUUGGUAUAUUUUUUCCCUGUCCCUUCCUGUUGGGGGAUUUUGAACGCGCGGCGUUGCAGCUAAGCCAAGAGCCGAGCAACAGCCAUCAGUAGUACACUCCGGAGAAGAGCGUUUCCACGGAAGCGCCAAGUUAAAUUUUUUUGUCACAUUUCUCGUCCUUUUGAGGCCAUGGCCCAACAUCUGGAACUAAAUUGACGUUUUCAAGGAAGGAGAAUCUUCGGUCUGUGCUCAAGCGAAGUUUCGGAGCGAUUGGAGUGGACUGAAGCUAAGUUUUGGAGCUUUUUCUUCGGGCAGCAUAGGACAGCCGAGUUUUCCCUUGUCUUCUUCUUAGUAGGUGCGAAGACAAAACAUCAAAACUUUCCUAAAAUGGCGUUUAUAGGCCGGAAACAGUAAAAAACAACAAGUAUGUACACUUUAAUGGCUGCUGUAUGCAUUUUAACCGUUUCAUCGAUCUUAAGAUAAAUUCUCAUACAAAUCCAUACAGUUAAUUUGGCUUCCAGUGGGUUAUUGAGUCUGGGCUCCCUUUGCUGCGAUGAACUUACAUUUUUUUAAUGGGUAAAGUCCGAAAGGUUUUCGUGUGCUUCCACUCCUUGAGCUUACGCGCGAUACUCAUACACCACCGUAUUUCGGCCCCGUUUGUAUGGAGAAAAGUUGUGCUCUCAGUGGAAAGCGGCACUUCGUUUCAUUUUUAUUCUUUCUUGGAUUUUUUGUCUAGGUUCACCCUCAGUACCGUUGGACCGGCAAUUGCUGCAUUAGUUUGUGCAUUUUAUCCAAGAUUUCCAAUCUCGAGCACUGAUAACAGGUAACAAUUAACCACAGGCAAUUUACGAAAUAACAACUGAUGCCUGGUCCUGAAGGAAUGAAAAUUAACUAGUUCUCUUAAGUGUGCUGUUAUUACUUAUAUUUCCUAUGAAGAAAAACUUCUUUAUGUACAAAUUUACGAAAUUAAUUCUCAGCGACCGGUCAAUAUUCGUGCGUAUUAAACGGUGAACUGUUACCACUUCUGGUUACCCUCUGACGUCAGAGAAUAUUCAUUGUUGCCCACACAUAAACUUUUGGCGGGAAACAGUUUUGUUCAGCGAUGCCAUGUGACCUCAGAGUAACCAAUGAGACCGUGCGCUGUUAGAGAUGAAAUUCCAGUCAUAUAACAUCAUAUAUAUGUGUAAACAAAUUGUUAAGUCAAAAUGGGAAAUAAUUUCACGCGCAUUUUCCAGCACCCUAAGGGUUUGCGGGUAAAACUUACAGCUGGUUGUAUGACUGUUACUUAUAAUCGUUGCAGUCAUCUGAAAAAUUUGGCUUAUCCGCGAUUCUGCCCUUGACGGUGAGAAAUAUAGGUCUUACAGAGCUUCAUUGAUCACAUGUUAUUUCUUUAGAUACCAUCUUCAAGCAUUUCGACAUUUGUACGUCUUGGCUGCAGAGCCUCGAGUCCUUGUACCGCGUGAAGUUGACACAAAGAAGGCCUGCUACGUUCCUCUUGAGGUCACCCUUAAGGUUGGCAAUCAGCUUUUUUUGUGUGUGCGUAGAGGAAGCCUUUUUCAAUUGUAUUGUUGUUGACUUUUUGCCAGAACCCGCGUUACCCUUGUCCAGCGGAGGGGCAACAGGUUCCCUUUUCCCGUCCGCUAGACAAGUGUAACGCGACUUCUGGGAGCAAGAUUGGUAUUGUUGUUUUGCUGAUUGUUUUCAAUUGCUGGUUUACAAAGGUCGAGAGUAUAUUUCGUUUCUCUUGCAGGAGACCCAGUUUUACCCCGAGGCCAGUUUAAAAAUGACGGCGCCUUGCAUUCUUCCCGAACUUCAGCUUAUAAAAAAGGCAAGUGAAUUGGCAAGAAUUAAUUAUUGUAUUGUAGGAUUCUAAGGGCGCUUUCCAUUUGUUGGAACUGGCUGACCGGACCAUUGCCCGACCAGUCAGUUUGAAAAUGAAAUAGGCUUUUUCCUUCGUGCAUACUAUUUAGGAUUUGACCGAUCUGGCUGGAGAGUUUUGAUUAAAAGGGAAAUUUUCAUUGCGACAGGAAUGGUCUGGCCGGUCGGUUCUAGCAAAUGGAAAGCGCACUAAGUCGAUUUGCCCUUAUGCGUUAGAUUUUUCCUCGCCUUCGUCCCUCGCUAGCUUGUGGCCCGGGUGUGGCGAGCAAUAACUAGCCAACUUAUCCAACAAAUAGUCGGAAGACUCCUGGAAAACUCAACUGAAAUUUGUAGAAUGACCUUGGUUUUCUAUCGUAGGUUCGUGUCGCUAGUGUCCGCUACUGGCCUGUUACAAUAGAUUUUACAGAAGACAAAGGUAGUACAUGGUAAGGUAGACUAUUUUUCCUCCUUGUAGCGUACACCUGAAGUUAAACAUGUUUUAAACAGUUUACUUGAACACCAUUUAAAAGUCUGUUCUUUUUAAAAGCUGCUAACUGAUUUUUGCCGACUUCGAAUAAAGCGCAAAUAGAACCACACGUUAAGGAUCACUUGAAUCGUGUGUUAAAACCCGACAGUCAGUUCUCUUUUUUUGUUUUUCAUUUUUUUACCUUAUUUAAUUAAACAUAAUCAGUCGUUAGCAAAGUUUGUUGAAGGCUGUAACAUUUCUGAGGAGAAAGUUACUGCCCUUGUCAUGCAAUGAACGGCUAGACUAACGCGUACGCGUAGCAUGGAUCAUCACGUAGAAAUGGCGGGUCUUUAUCAUCAGGGGAUGCAAAAAUAGCAGUGUCCUUAAUUAGUACUUCAUGCUAAAUGAAAACAUUAACGAUUAUUAAAAAUAAAGCAGGUUUGUUUCUAAUCUUCCGUAUACAAUGAAAAUAGACAGGAACUUUCUCACGAAGAAAGUGUUUGGCAAUGUCUUUUGCAUAAGUGCUCAGACUUUUUGUAAUUGAAUAUUGGUCUGAAAUCAUACGCGUGAUUUCAAAAGUGCCAGCUCAGACUUGAAAUACAAUUUGACAAAUAAAAUUUUGCAUCCACUUAUUAGUCAGUACCAGUAAAAAGCCGAAACCUUUUACAUCUCAUUUGAAACCAACCAAAAAUGGGAUUUAAAACGUUAUUCGAUUUGGAAAAGAAGGCAAAACAGGUUUUAGGAAUUAAUACGCUGACGAUCCGGAUAGCCAGUAAGGUUGGUGGUCAUAAGACAAAUGAUGUCUGUUUGUCAGUCUGAUUAAACAAAAUAAGGUGAAAAGAAAAGGUUUUUAAUCACCACAGUUUGACUAUUGACAAAAAGGUAAAAACAGAGAUAAUACGGUGAGCCACUCAUAGCUCAAAGAAUAGUCAUGUACGUUGAAUGGUUGUCCGCGCUUCACGCUGAAUUAGUGUUUUCCUGUGGUUCAUUCUGAUAAACGAAAUCACUGCUGUACCGGUAAGGAAAACGAUGAGCCAAUCAUAGCUCAGAGAAUAAUCUUGUACGUUAAAUGUUUUCCCGCGGUUCACGCUCACUCAGUGUUUUCUCGCGUUUCACGCUGAGUUUGUGUUUUCCCGCGCUUCACGUUGACUCGGUGUUUUCCCGGAAUUUCUGCGAUUCACAUUGGUCACGUUCUUCCUAACGCCUGACAAUAGACGCUUGAUUUUUUGCUUAGUUCAGGACUUUUGUAAACGUCCCUUUUGACUUAAUUUUCCUUUGUUGUUCAACAGGGACACAGAAACAUCCUCGCAAAAACCUUUUCCUCCCAAACGGAACAGGUAAGAAGUCUCAAAAAACGAGAGGUUGUUGGAAAAUCAUAAGUGUUUCACUACACAUCUCGCAGAGUUCCCAGAGCUAAACUUGGUAUCGUAACGACUUCUUUGAGAAAUAUCUCCCCCAGCAUCCGUUAAAGAUUUGUUUGUUUGUUUGUUUGUCUGACUUUUAGAUAGAUGUUGUGCGAAGUUUUUCGUCGGAUCCAAACCUUAUCGCAUUAGCCGAGUUAUUCGAUAAUAAACACAUCUCAAGUGACAGAGUAAGUACCUCAGUAGAAGCCACGGCAAAGUGGUAGUAUUUUAAUCGCGUUAUCAGUAGAGAUAGGACGAAAAGAUAUGCGAUUUUGGAGAGGAUGAAUAUUUAAUGCUUUCUGUAAUUACUAUAUACACGGAGAAGUUAGAAGGAAUUUUAGACAGGGAAAAUUUAACUACAGUCUAUUAGAAAUGCUCCCUUAUAAAAGUUGAUAUCUGUGACAAUGUAGCAGUCUAUGAAAUUGGGUCUUAAACAGGCGCAAUUUAAUCUCUUUAUUAUGUCCAUGCCAACGCCUUUUGUGAGGUAUAUUGAAUUUUUCUUUUUAUUCUACUCUCAAGGAAAAAAGAUUAAGUUCAUUUAUAGAGUCUGCCCUGGUGGAAAGCGUCACGGAGGAGAAGCCAGACGUGCUCAAAGCGCUUUUGCGCAUGUGGCAGGUAAUGUAAUCUGUUGGUCAUUAAGGAGCUUUAGCAACGACGACGGCGACGGCGACGAGAGUUGCAAAAAAGCAAUAGGUUUAGAUAAGCAAAACAACAACUUUGGAAGUUCAUUGCGUUUUUUUGUACAUUUCUUAGCCGUCGUUGCACGAUUACAACGUGUAAUUGCCGAAUUUCACGUUUUGUCGAGGACGGGAACACAAGACAACAACUUUCGUUUUCUUUUCCUGAAUUUUGAUACAGUCCUUUAGAAUUCAACUCCAAAGAAAAUUUGCCAAGAUUUGACCAAUUAAACGAGAUGGAAUAAGCGCAAGUAAGUUUGAGGCAGCGCAAAUUUACUUUUUAAGUGACGUUUUCGAUGCAGUCGCCGUUGUUGUUGCUUAAGCUACUAUUGCGACUUCCAAGGGACGGUGGAGGCAGCCUAGUGACCAUUUUGUGGUUUCGCGUGGGACUGGGUCCGUGUGUUGUCGAAUUGUACCCCGGGACGAUUCCUGGACUAUUUUGAGGACGCUAUCGCUUCUUUAUUGAUAAUUACAAGUUUGCACAGGAAACUGGGGCAAAAUUCGUCCCCCAAAACAGCCUUGCCCGCAAGUUCUUUUGGUGAUCUCUGGGCUCUAAUGGGAGAACAAGUAUAGAGGAAAAGAACGCGGAUAGGGGAGAGAGACUUCCUUGUUCUUUUUUUUUUUUGCUUUUUGUUUGUCCCUCGCCCCUAUCCUCCGAGCCAAAUGUAAAGAGAAAAGAAAGGGAGAGUUAGAGAACUUGUUCGCAGGGUAAUGAAUUCCGCCUCCUCUCAUUGCACACCCUAAGCAAAAAUAAGAGCCUAUACCAGACACUACACAUCGGGAACCAGACUCACGAGGCAAUCGCAAGUCAAAAUAAAUGUUGUUUACUUUUACAUAGAGUCAUCCUUUUGUAAUAAGCAAUACUUAAGACUACUCAGGCUUCGGAAAAAAAUAUUCAAGAGCUCUAAUGUCAAUACAAUCAACUUUCUUUCGUUAGACAGUACGUCCCACUUAGCACCGGGGCCGUUUUUCUUAGUGUUGCGAGAAAUAAUUUUUAAGACUUUUGUUGUGCGAGAAUAGUAAUAGUAUCCUUUAUAGCUUUUCCAUCACGUCAAUCACAAUUCGCAACACCAAGAAAAUUGCCCUUUAUGCAGCGUAUAUUUUGCAAUCUACCGUUUGUCACUCUUGUAGAUCACUUACAGUUUGGAUUUUAAACCUGAGCCGAGCUUGGUGUGGCAAAUGAAGCUGGUUAUAACAUUUUAUAAACAUGCAUUUCCAAAGAUCUGCGGAAACUUACAAAGAAAGGUUAGUUAGAUAUCGUUAAUUUUUCAUAUCUUAUUGGGAAACUCAAUUAAAAUUGAAAGUAAAGUAGAUUCACUAAAAACAUUCAUUUUUUGUGAAUCGCGAGCCAAAUGUGAUAUUCUACGAUUGUUGGAGACUUUUUGUAUCCAUUUUAAAAGGAAGGAAGACCUGGAAGUAACUUCUCACGUGGACGCUUUCCAUUUGUCAUAACCGGCCGGCCUUACCGGUCAGUUACCAAAUGAAAUCCACUUUUUCCAAUGGGUUUCUACUUUGAAAAAAAACACCUACUUCGUGCAUACUAUUUAGGAUUUGACUGAUCUGGCUGGAUAGUUUUCACGAAAAGUGAAAUUCUAAUUACGACGGGAACGGUCUGGCCGGUCAGUUCUGACAAAAUGGAAAGCGCCUUUAGGGCCUGUUUACGUGGAGGUGGGGGAUCCCAGGUCGGUGAGGUAACCUGCCUGUCCAUAUAAUCUCUCAUUUUAAUUUAAUCAUGUUUACAUGAUAGGUGGGGUAACCCGCCUGUCCAUAUAAUCUCUCAUUUUGAUUUGAUCACUUUUAUAUGAUAGGUGGCGUGACCCGCGACAUGUUACCUCACCUAUCUGGGUUCCCCCACAUCCAUGUAAACAGGCCCUUAGCGAAAAAUGUUUGGGUUAGGAGAGGGGUACUGGGAAUGAACAGUUUCCCCUAAUCUUAAACUGAUUGUAAAAUUUAAGGAUGUUCUCGAGUAUUAUAUGACAAAUGAAUUUUCUCAUAAACUGAGGGAUCAGAUUGUUAUUUGACAACUUGUCACAUAUUCAGACUUGACAGUGGUUUCAACUUUUCCUCAACUCUCUACUAAGCGCCAUCGCCUUGUUGUCGUCCGUCAGGUGAUUGUCACCGCUGUUCAAAGUAAUUCCUGGCGCGUACCAAAUGAAUAGGCCACUUCCGAGUUCCAAAAACCCUCACUUUCGAAAUGAGGCUAGGUGCACAACCCUUCUUGUGAAAAUGAGUUUUAUUUGCAAGAGAAUGAAAAAUGAUUUCCAUAUCAAUGGCUGAGCACCUACCCUUGUUUUGAAACAUAGGCCCGGGGGAACUCGGAAAUGGCCUAUUUGAACAUAAAACUUACCCUGUCCUGUACACCAGAAAAUACAUUCGUCACGUUGAAAAUGUCCCGAAUUUCUUCCCAACAGCCACUCGUUAACGCGGAUUUAAUCACCGAGUACAAAUUUCAUUUGGAGGAUGCAAUUGAUCGCCUCAUGAAGAAAAGUAAGUUUGAAUCUACUCUAUUUUCGAAUUAGUAGAGUGAUAUUUUAUGUGGGCAUUUGAUUACAAUAAAGAAAGUCUUGCAACCUUGUUAAACAGUUUAAUAACGCUAGACAGUUUUUUGGGGUGGAUAGAGUUUAAUACGUGCUGAAGUACUUCUCAUUUCUCAUGAGCACUUAUUCGUUGGAUCAUCAAAAGAGCAGUUUCAUUAGUGUAGAAAAAAUACUCACUUCCGCUGUCGCACAUUAAUUAUUAUUUUUUUAGUAAACUUUCUUAACAAAAAGAUAGGACGCCCUCUGCUCGAAACAAAGGACAUUCGAGCAGGCCUGAAAAUAAUUUUUCUUUGUAGAAAGAAGACAUAUCUGAUGUGGUCACUAUUUUAGUUAGACAAACUUGAAAAGUUGUCGGGCAUAGAUUAUGUUGACUUCUGAUGCCUUUAAUUACAUUUACUGUGCAAAUUUUCAGCUACAAAAUGACAGUCUCAAUGAUUGAGUAUUUGAUCUGUCCGGUCAUCAGAUCUGACCGUAAGUAGGAUUUCUUGGGACACGGGCAAUUUUAGACAUCGUCCGUUGACCGACUUUUAUUUGCAGCUCUGAUUCGAGUGGUUAUUUGUGGUUUAACUGACGGAAUGGUUGUUUUGCUAAUUUUAGAUUCAGUAUCAGCGAGAACAUGCUACGACGCCAACGAACACAAGAAGUUCUUCUGUCCCGCGAUGUGUUGCUUUGCUGUGUAUCACGACGUUCCUUUGCCGCAUAGCUUGCCGUCUGCCAUUCAACAAGGUAAGCUAUGGCAGUCAAUUUUAUCAAGGUAUAAAUGGUACUGAGAAUUUGGCAUUUUUAAAACUCAGUCUAUGGUGGCGGAUGAUUGCUGCGGCAGUUGCCUCGUCAGUAUUGUUUCUACGCUAUACCCCAAGCUACAAGUAGAUUGCCUUGUAACGGACACGUUGAGUUAUUCUUUGCAUCAGUCACUAGGUGCUGAUAAGGCGAUAGGAAGAAGUCUAAUUAGCACCCCUUUCUCCUUCCCCACAAAGAAAUAUCGUCGCUUCUACCAUUGUGGCUCUCUUUGCUUCUCUUCUCCGAGCCCCUUUCUUUAAACACAUGCUACCCCUCCCUUGCUAGCACGGAACCCACCGGGGAGAGAGAGUUUUCCUUCUCCCAUGAUACUCAUCAUUAUGUCUGUCAACUCUUUCUUCCCAUCUUUUUGUUCUUCAAAAUGAUUAGCGUGCGUCACAGACGAAACUAAACUCUCGUCAAUGGAGGUUAAAUUACGUCUUCGACGCAGGCUAAAAACUAAUUUAUAAUGGGACAGAAAAAAAACAAACCCUGAAAAAUUUAAAUUAGUCUAGCUUGCUUUAGCCGCGAGACUCUUAAAAUACGCAAGCGUUUCGCUUUCGAUGUCGAGCUUUUCUGGAACUGGUCGGUCCACGAAUUCUAUCACUCUAAAGCGUUGAUUACUCUGGAACAAAAACACUUCUCAAUGGUCGAAAAAAGGAGAAUCUUAAUGCAAAACUUCGAAGGUGAGGCUAACUGGUCGGCUGUUGUAAACUUUCAUUGUAUGCAAAUGAGUCUUGUGACGAGCAUGUGGUUUAUUUUCGGCGAUGAUUGAAAUGACGCGCCAUGUUCAUCACGCGUUUCUGCUCUUUGGCAAUGAUGUAAUUUCUCUCGAAUCGAGUCCCUUGAUUUUCAUGUAUUUACACACACGUACUUAAUCAAUUCAGGAACAAGUCGUUGAAUACGAUAUAAAAAGUAAAUAACCUGAAGAAUACUCGACUGUUGAUAAAGUAGGAAGUGAAAAACUUUUCUUAUCUAAUCUCCAAGCAAGCUAGCGAGACAUGCGCUUUUAAGAGCGUUCUUGUUGAUUCUUUAAUUCCUUGUCACCUCAGUUGCUGUUUUUCGUUGUUCUUCGCAGAUUUCUCCGGCCUUCCAAUAAUGUUACAAGAAGUGGGUGAUCUCCGAUUUGCCUUGUCUUCCUUGCUGAGACUGCAGACGCAGAGCUAGUACUCUGUCCUCUCAGCGUGUUCAGAAGAUCUAAGAGAUCCAAAAUAUCCAUCUUUUAAUAUCCACAUAUCGAUCAAUUGACAGGAAGCAUCCUCAAUCCCAUAGUUCUUCUAUUUGACGCAAGUGUCACACGGGUUUGUCACCAGUCCUUCUGGGCCAGUCGGUAACCUCAAAUUAUGAGUGGAAGUGAUCAUUGCUUCUUUUCUGCAUGCUGUAGCGACAGUAAAUGUCCUCAUAACAACCAAUACUGACGUAAAACCUGUCGAAACUCAAACUGUACAUUUUGCAAGAUUAAAAUCGUCGUCUCGUUUUGAGAGAACUCGACCGCGAUAUGGGAAGUAAAUUCGCGAGCCACGGCAUAAACACGAGUUUAAAGCAAAGGGAAAACAACCAUGAAACUGAGGACAAAAUCCUGACUAACCUAGACUCACCCUAUAUAAGUCAUGUUAGGAAAUCGAAGACAGUUUUGGUUUCUGGAUUCCACGCAAUGGAUUCUGGAAUCCAGGUGCUGGAUUCGGAUUCCUGAUUUUUUGUCAUGGGAACUUGGAUUCCGGAUUCCAGUCAUGAGCUAAUAAGUCAUGUAAGGAAAUCUAAGACAGUUUUGGUUUCUGGAUUCCACGCUAUGGAUUCCGGAUUCCAGGUACUGGAUUCCAGAUUUUUUGUCAUUGGACCUUGAUUUCUGGAUUCCAAUCGUUAGUGGGAUUCCGGAUUCCGCAAGCAAAAAUUUCCUGCAUUCCGGAAUCCCGAUUCCCUCACAUUAGGCGACUAGACGUACUCCAAUGAAACAAAUUAAACAUUAACUUAAAGAAUAAGAGAGACCUUAAAAAUAACCUUCCAAAUAGUCUCAACUAGGCAAACGUCAGAUUCGAACUGAAUAUAAGCAGACAUUUUACAAACUGUCGAAAAUAGCUCUUAUGGUUGAAAUUGCCAUGAACUGAAACUCUUACUCAGUUUCUAUUUUGUUUCAUUAUAAGGAUGAUAGCCUGUGUACAGAUGUCCCCUCCCCCCCAGAAAAAAUCGGGAGAGGAGACGUCUGUGAAUCGCCGUCGUUAAUCGGGAGAAGAGACGUCUGUGAAUCGCCGUAGUUAAUCGUGUUCCGGUGUACAUUUGCAUAAAUUAUUAUUUUUUUGUUUUUUUCUCGUAAAAAAAUAAAGGAAUUAUUACUAAAUUUCUUGCGGUCAGAAGAUGAUUAUGUCGAAGUCUCCCGUCUUAUUAAGUUAUUUAAUACUUUAGGAUAGCCUCUCUUCGUAAUCGUUAUCUACUUGUAUUGUUUUAUGUUAGUUUAAAUUCUAUUUACUGUAUAGUAGUGUCUUCACUGUUAUUUAAUCCAUCUAUAUAUAAAUCUUGUUUUGUAAUAUGUCUUCAGCUCCCCCCGCC